GUUCUGUAGCAACUCGCCGAUCGGGCGCAGCCAAUCACAGGGCGCUGGGGGGCGGGGCUGCUUCGCGCCCCUCCCUCGCCUUCUCCAGCUUUGCCAGAGCAGGCUGGCCCCUCCCCCUUAGCUCCGGGACCGGACGGGCGAGCGAGGCUGCUGGGGGACAGAGCGCUGUGAGGAUCGGGCGGCUCCGUCCGUUCGCUGUUACCCACCCGCAGGUCAGUGCCCCCCCUCCCCCCCGGCUGUGUGAGGGAGUCCGAGCGGUUACCCCCCGGCUAACCCCUGCCCCCUAGUGGGGGCAUUUCAUAAAUACCCCGAGCUGCCCCUCAGUCACGGCGUGCUGGGUAACUCCCCGGGCGGGUUAUCGAGGGGGCAUUCCCGGGCUGUGUGAGGGCUGCCCCGGCCGGGGUAGGGGAGCCGGGCUCAGUCACCGCAUUGUUUGCUGACACUCUCUCUCGAAUGGCGGGGCAAAUAACGGCCGCCUGGGCGGGGUAAUACCCUCCUCGGGGGCAGCUAGGGUAAUGGAGGUAAAUCAGCUCACAGCAGCCGCCAGCGGGCUCACAAAGCUGCCCCUUACCCCCGCCCGAGGCCCUCUUACCCCAGGCCCCGCCCCUCGGGCUCCCAGGAUGGGGGAGGGGAGACAGUCUGGCUCGGGGCCCAGGCAGCCACUGCCGAGCCCUGCACUCCACCUCCCCGGACCGUGACUGCCAUCACCCUCAGCCUGCUUAAUGGAGUCAACUGACAGUUCCCAUCACGCUCAGCCAGUCGCCAUUUUUGUUUAUCAGCCUAUUAAAACGGAUCCCAUCACGCUCAGCCAUCUAUCUGCUUUAUCCAGCCUUAAAUAACUGAUCCCAUCACCCUCAGCCAGCCAUCUAUCUGGUUUAUCCAGCCUUAAAUAACUGAUCCCAUCACCCUCAGCCAGCCAUCUAUCUGGUUUAUCCAGCCUUAAAUAACUGAUCCCAUCACCCUCAGCCAGCCAUCUAUCUGGUUUAUCCAGCCUUAACUGAUCCCAUCACCCUCAGCCAGCCAUCUAUCUGGUUUAUCCAGCCUUAACUGAUCCCAUCACCCUCAGCCAGCCAUCUAUCUGGUUUAUCCAGCCUUAACUGAUCCCAUCACCCUCAGCCAGCCAUCUAAUCUGGUUUAUCCAGCCUUAACUGAUCCCAUCACGCUCAGCCUUUUCAUUUUGUUAAUCCAGCCUUAAAUCCUGUUCCCAUCAUGCUUAGCCAGCCAAAAGGCUGUGAACCCUGGUUUCCCAUCAUGCUCAGCCAGCCAUAAGGUUGUAAACCAUUAUUCCUAUCAUGCUCAGUCAGCCAACAAAGGCCUGCUUAACGCCUUCCAGUAGGCCCAGCCAGUCACAAAUGUUGUGGACUACGUUCGCCUUAUCUAAACGUGUUCUGGGUUAUAUUUCCCAGCUACCCUAUUGUCGACCUGGUCUGCGUCAACCCGCCUGUUUGCGAAUCAUGGGAAAUGUAGUUCACAGCUGCUCUCAUGCCAAACGUUAGCCACCUCUAGUCUAUGGCACUACUAAUUUGUAUUGGUCUUUCUGCUCCAUGGCCCGAUUUUAAUGUCGGCCGGCCUGCAGCCCCGACAAGGCUCUGCUGUGAGUAAAUAUCUGUAUUUACAAAGAGGGGGUCUGUGUGUCCACAUGUAGACUGCAAAGUCCUGUGUGCAUUGUUUGGAAAAUGUAUCUGAACGUUUUGUGGUUAAUACAGCAAUAUGGAUGAAUGUUAUUUUGUUUUCCUGCAUUUUAUGGGAGGCUAGAAUUAUUUAUGGCAUAGUAACGUUGACAUAGUUGAACCUCUCUGUUUAUGUAACUAUUUCUCAUGGGUACCUUGUGUUAUUUUUUUAUAGUAUGUAGGGAGGAAGCACUGGUUGUGGGAGGCUGGCUAUAGAAAGGCAGUCAUGGCUGUGAGGUUGAUAGUGGGAGGGCUCAGAGGUUUGUAUUUCCCUGCAAUACAAUCUUUGGCCAUUGGGAUUUCUCUUGCGGUCUGUACCCCACACGCAGUGUAUAGGAGCACAUGGGAUUGUCCUUUGCAGCAUUUGUGACAGCUUAGAAGACCAGCUUUAUUACCCUGGGCAAAUGUUUGUGGCACUUGUUGUUUUAAAAAAAAAAAAAAGAGAAUUUAAUAAACAUCUUGUGCAGUAGGGUAUUUGAGAGCUUAAUUAUGUUAUUUAAAAAUGUUUUUUUGGCAAUUCAUCUAUUGGAUGGUGUCUUUGCCAGUUUUAUAUGUGUAACUGUUAAGUCUUAUUGUGGAAUGUUUAGCUUAUAUUGUAAUUAGUAAUAGUAAGACUAUUACAUGGCUAUCAGCCGUUGUGCUGCAAAACUUACAUUUAUAAUAUCUUUGCAUUCAAACUCUGACUCAUGAUGGUUGGCCUGGUAAUGGUUAACUCUAUGUAUAUUCUCAAUGGCAUCUGCAUAACUAUCAGGCUAAAAUGGUCUGUUCCACAUAUUGGGGGAAUUUAUCAAGGCAACAGAAUUGCUUUAUCCGUAAAAAUAAUUAGGAACAAUUAAUGUAGAAAACCAUAGACAGUCUCACCAUUUAGCUCUUUGCAUUUAUUUUGCUUUGGUACAUUAACAUCGGAGAGUCCACCUUAUUUAUGUAAAAUAUAUAUAUAUAUAUAUAUAUAUAUAUAUAUAUAUAUAUAAUACAAAACAAAGUACAAGAAGUGUAACAUCUUUUGAUUCCUUGUAUGUGAUAUAUACUCAUUAAAUCUUAAUACUUGCCUACAUGUAUCUUAUACAUUUAAUAUCAAUCAUUUUCACAGUGGAAUAAGCACAUGGUUUUGUUAUCUCACUCAAAAUGGCAAAGUCAAUCUAUUUUAUGAUGACAAAUUCAUUUCAAUUUAUUUUUUUUCUAGCAGGGCCAAAGACACACAGUUGUAGAAAUCAGUCUUUGAUGCAUUAUUUCUGGUCUUUGUUAUAUGGUUUAAAAAGGAUACUCAAUGGUGAAUAGGUCAUGCUCCUGCAGUGUCAUUGCAGGAGUUAAAUCACUUUGUUUAUAUAGCCCUAGUCACACCUCCCUGCAUGUGACUUGCACAGAAGUCCUAAACUUUUCCAGAAAAGGAACCUAGGUGUUCUAGGUUCCUUUACUGCACAGUCUGUUUAAUCUAGAAUUUCUUAUCGCCUGCUCUGUUAAGUCUUCUAGAGUUUAAUAUUUGAAAAUGAACUUUUUUUUUUUUUUUUUUUUAAUGCAGGCUGUCAGUCACAGCCAGUGAAGGUGUGGCUAGGGCUGCAAAACAAGUGACUUAACUCCUAAAUGGCAGAGAAUUGAGCAGGGAAACAUAAUCUAUACACAACUGCUUUAUUAAGCUAAAGUUGUUUUGAUGCAUGUAGCACUCCUUUAAGGCUGUAGGCUCUAGCAAGCAUUUAACAUUGCAAGAGAUAAGAACUUCUAAAUUUAAACUUUUGGCAAACGGGGAAGCUGAAAGAAACCAUCCAGACACCAUAACGGCUUUAUCAGAAUAUAGUUAUGGUGCUCGGUGUUUCCUGGCGCAGGUUUUUCUUUUAGGGGUUAAACAACUCGUUAAUGUAUAACCCCUAAAAGGAAUUAGGUGUCAAGGACCUCCUAACACAAAAACAACUUUAUUCUAGUAAAGGAGCACUCAAAUGUUAGAAAUGCAAACACAUGCUCCUAAAGCUAAUUUUUUCAAACCUAUUUUGAUUUAUUGUCCCCUUUACGUUAAAGAUAACCUGUCAUGCCCGAAACUACCUGUAAUGGACCGUUUUGCACACAAGAAGUUAAAAACCGUUUAGGCGAUAUUCCCUUUUCUCAGCUGCACAGACAGCUACCAAUCUCCCGAACUGCAAACCCACAAAUUCACCAACUCCCGAACUGCAACCAAGGGAAUACUCGAAACUCCCGAACUGGAGACCCAUGAAUUGCUGCUAGCAGACGAACCGGAAAAGCCCCCAAGCGGCUUACACGCCUGGCAAUCAGUCUCUAACAGCAUACAGUAAAUCCCCCCCCAAAGAUGAGACGACACUUCGUUUUGAGGGUCAAGCAGGAUCUGGUUUACUGGGGCUAACUGCCUGGCUUUUAUGCAGGUCUCCCACCUGGUGGACACUUCCCUAGGGGACCAAAUGGGAGACUGUAACAAAGGACAGACAAGUAUCAAUUUAGGACACACAGUCACAUUAUAUUCCCACAAUGCAUCCUGGCUUCCUCCCCUCUGCCCUGGAGAUAAUUGGAAAGUAAUUCAAUUAUCUCCCAGGACAAAUCGCCAUUAUGCACGUGGGGAUACUAAAAUAGGAAUUACUGUUAAAAUACACUAUGUGACACAAGUUACAAUGAAUAUAUACAUUCGACAUGUCCCCAGAUAGCUCAGGUCUGAGCGCACAUUAUUAAGCGGAUGGCGCUCAGACUACACGAAUACAGUUUAAUCGCCAUGGAGCCAAAGUCUUCACAAAGUCAGUUCUCAUACGAAUGAGCUCCAUGGGAUUCCUAUGUGGGGUAUAGUGCAGUCAGGUACGACUACCGAAUACAAGGCCGUUUGUGCACUUCCACUGAACAAGAAGGGAGGUUGGCGGCUUCAGCGGUGUUCGUGCCAAACCGUGUCCGUUUUUAGUUCCAUGAGUUAGGCGUCGAACACCGCUGUGCGUUCGCGUGUUUAAAAUGGCCGCGACCUCAUGUUCGGUAUACGAAUGGCGGCCACCCAGUACUCGUCAAUUAAGCUGCGGUUAACCGCAGCUUCUGGGAGGCUAAUUGCCGACACACUCCAGCUCCCAGGUGGUCCCUCGUUCGGUAGUUUGUUCGGUAGAUGGAAUAUACCGAACACCCUGACAGAAAGGCACGAAUAAACCUUUCAGCAAGGAAAAUAACAGGUAUGAACUGCAGGGCCAUAGUCUAAAGGGAGCAGGCGAGCAACCAGGCUUCUCCAGUGCAUAGUGGCGAGGUUGGUUCUGCCACGCUACCUUUUGCUCUUUUUAAGGAACAAUAAAUACCAUCUAUACAUUGUGCUAAUAGUUUUGAUUGCAAAUGUAUAAUUUGGGAGACAAACCUAUCAUUUAAGUUAUGAAGAUUUACUUGUAGUCCUCCAGUAUGCUGCUUGUCCAGUCCACAUAUGGAAGCAUCUGGUGGGCAAUCACUGCACCACUCCCAUCAGCAUCUCCUUAUAGAGUUGCAUUGGCUCAAAGUAUCUUUAUGGGGAACGUUACGAUUUUCAUGCAGACGGUGACAACACUGAACAUUGACCCUGCAAAGAUUGUAGGUCUGCUCCAGGAAAACCUCCCCGUGAGCAGUUUCAGCGACAGCCACUAUUAGUUGCCUUAGAAUGCAAGUAAUCAUUGUCUUUUUCUAAAAAAAACAAACAAAACUGUUAAUAUCGUUAAGACUGCAAGGACCAAACCAACUUUAGCUUAAUCAAGCCAUUUUAGUGUACUGAUCUGAAAUUAAAACAAGGUGAAAUAGAGGGAUAAAAAUAAAACCUGCAAAGUGAUAAUGUCUCCUGUAGGAGCCUAUUCAAAACUGGAUUGGCACACUCAUACUUUUUGGCAGCUCUAUACAUUUUCACAAAAAAUUAACUAAGUGAAACCUUCUGUUUUGGCGUAGAGUAUACAGGGUCAUAUUUGUGAUGUGACCAUAGAGCAGCAAUUGAUGCUUAAGGGUGAAAUUAACUAUAGCUAGAUUUUUGCACGUAGCUUUAUUUAACAAAAUGAGUAUAUCUUCAUAGGAGAUAAUUCAGGAUUUGCGAUAUGCCAGUUAAUAUGGGAAAAUAGGUCCGGGCGCAGAGAAUUAAUGCCCAUGAUCUACAAGGGAAUAGACUGUUUCUGUGUUCUUUGCAAAGACACAAUUUCUGUUUGCGCACUGCAUCUUUAAGUGAUAUGCUAUAGCAUGCUCCUGAGCUGUUAAUGAAGAUGUCGUACAGGGAGAAGAGCUGUCUCUGCAACUGGAUCAUACAGAUACAUGCUCUGUGCUGGACCAGAUAGAAUGCUGCAUCUCCUGAUCUUGGCAACUUCCUCACUGCCGACACAAGCGCAUGCACAAGAAUAGGGUACUGUACUGCCAUCUAGGGGUUAAACAUUAUUCCAAAUGUUGCUCUGUGUGCAAUGCAUAAACUGCUGUUGCUUCAUGUUACUGAAGCAAGAUAUCCACAAGAUGAAAUAAGCUGAAAGUACAAACUAUGCAGAACAGACUCUUUGGCACUAUAGUAUAGUGCCAAAAAGUUUGUACUUUCAGCUUAUUUAACACAAUAUAAACAAUUUUCUCUAAUGAAAUUCUUGAGCAUCUUCCAUCUGGUUUUUCACCCCUAUAUUCUAUCAAGACUAGCAUAACCGAUAUGGAUAGAGUGAAAUUAUUUAACUAGUAAUGGCACAUUUUGCUUUCUCUAAUCUACAAGUACAUCCUAGGGUUAGGAAGAUUAUACCCAAUUUAAAGGAACUCGAUAGCCGUAGGAAUAAAAUUGUGCAUUCCUAAACCACAUGUUCUUGUCACAUUCUCCUCCCCUCCCCCCCCCAAGGGUUAAUAGUUAAUUUACCUUAACUCCCACUCUACGCUGGACCUGCCUCUUUGCUGAGAUCAUUAAUCUUGGUGAUCUCAGUCAAUCCAAUGCUUUCCUGUUUUUUUUGCGCAUGUGCAACAAACCACUGCGCUUUGCUAAUCAGAUGGUACCUAGUGGCUGACUGAGUGAUUUAUUUAAACCCUGCAAUGAAAGAAUUUACUUUCCUGUAGAAAAACAAAAUAUUUUCACUUGCAGGGUUAAAACUAGAGGGGGAUGAACUGGUCUGGGUGCCUAUAAAGUGCAUUUAAAAUAAUACCAUAUGCACCAAAAUAACUUUUGCUUAAAGAAUACCUUUUGGUGUUUGGAUAAGGGCCCUGUACUCACUACUCCAUUGUCUGCCAUUUUGAAGUUAAAUCACUUUGUUUUUGUAGCCACUCCUCAUCUGUCUGCGACUCUGUGUCCAUGAAAAAAGGUUUUGUUUUUACAGCAUAGUGUUUUAACUCUUGCUCUGUUAAUUGACGUUGAAUCACACACAGAAAGCUGUUUUAGACACCAAUAGGCAAUAAACAGAACAGAUAUUAAAUUCUAAAUUAAACACAUCGUGCAAUAAGGGAAGUUUUGAAAAAAAAGUAGGCUAGUUUUCAGUUAGUGCAUAGAGGCUGUGUGAGUCACAGCCUAAGGUGGUGUGGGUAGGGCUGCGUAAACAAAAUUAAUUUAAAGGAGAACUAUAGGGUCAUGAACACAAACUAUAUUCUUACCCUAUAGUGUUAACCCCCUAAGGACUGAGCCAAAUGUACAUGUUUUGAUAUAAAAAAAAGUAAACAAAACCUGGAAUUUGACUAAAUGUCUGUUCAACCAUAAUUCACCUUUCAUAUUAUGUGCACCCACACUUAUAUCAUGUUGUUCAGGAGAAACAGGGCUUUCAUUUAACAUCAAACAUUUACCUAUGAAACAUAAUUUAUAAUAUGAAUAAAAUAUUAAAAAAAGUGAAGUUAAGAAAUUUUUUUUAGUUCUGCAUGACAUUUUAACUGAAUAGCAUAAUACUGUUAGCUUUUACUGCAAUAAAAUACACAUUUGUAUUCAGCGUUGUCUCAUUUGUAAAACACUACCCCCUAUGUACAGGUUUUAUGGUGUUUUGGGAAGUUACAGGGUCAAAUAUAGCAUGUUACAUUUUUCAGUUUUUUCACAUUGAAAUUUGACAGAUUCGUUAUGUUGCCUUUGAGACCAUAUGGUAGCCCAUGAAAGAGAAUUAACCCCAUGAGGGCAUACCAUUUGCAAUAGUAGACAACCCAAGGUUUUGCAAAUGGGUUAUGGCCAGUCUUUUUUAGUAGCCACUUAGUCACAAACUGCUAUUCCAUCCAUGUGACCUGACCGUGAGGUCCUCGCGACCACAUGGCCCAGGAGGGCCAGAUCAGACGCAGGGGGACUCCCUGGGAUGUCAGCUAAGUAACCCCCCCUUCGCGAUUGCCAGCGAGCAGGUAAAUGGGAAGGACAGCGUGGACGUACAAUGCCGCCUGCCGACGUUUAGAGCUGGGUCCCAAUGGACGGCAUAGCCACUGUUCUUAAGGGGUUAAAACCACCAUCUGGCCCCUCUUGCCUCCCUAAAUAAAGUCUAACUUGUAUUCAAGCCUGAAGCUGCUGGCUCUGCCCCUGUCUCUCUCAGAAUAGCAAGCUGUCUGCUGACAUCAUCAGAAGUGUUGUUCUGAGCCACUCACAAUCCUUACACAAAGGAUUGGCUGGUACUGUGAAGGAGGCAGAUCAGGGGCAGAGCCAGCACAAGUCAAACACAGCCCUGGUCAAACAGCAUCUCCUCAUAGAGAUGAAUUGAAUCAAUGAAUCUCUGAGGAAAGUUCAGUGUCUGCAUGCAGAGGGAGGAGAUACUGAUAUGUUGUGAUGCACACUAGGCAAGACUGAGAUAGGAAGCAGCUCUAGCAGCCAUCUGAGGAGUGGCCAGUAAAGUCAUCAGUAGGCUGGUAUGUAAACACUGUAGUUUCUCGGAAAAGACUUAUGUUAUGAACCUCGACAUGGUGAAAGGCUGAGUUGGCAUACCCUACUGGUUAUCUGCAUAUUUUGUUAAAUGGCUAUUCAUGACCCCUUUCUUAUCCAAUAAUUUCUUCUGUUUCCCUGCAAUAUUUAUGUAGCCCAUUUCAGAUGACAACUUGCUAUGUAUGGAAACGUUUUGUAAAACAGUGCUGUACAAAUUAAUAAUUACAUAGUUACAUAGCUGAAAAGAGACUUGCGUCCAUCAAGUUCAGCCUUCCUCACAUUUGUUUUUUUGCUGUUGAUCCAAAAGAAGGCCAAAAAAGAAAAAAAUAAUUUUUUUUAUUAUUUAUGGAGUACUUGUUUGCUGUCCAGUGCAAAUACAUCCAACAGGGGAAUAAAAGUAUAGACAUUUCACAACAAAGUAUGAACGGGACACUGCGUGCAUGGGGUUAGUGUUCUCCAGUAUUUUGCAUGGGGUAGUUUCUCUGAAUGUGUCCUGUGGUAUCUGGUACCAAGACAUUAGCAGCAGAUCUUUUAAGGCCUGCAAGUUGCGAAGUGGGGAUCAGAUCUGUUUUUUUCAGCACAUCCCACAUAUGCUCAAUUGGAUUGUGGGCUGAGAAAGGUCCAGUUCUGACGUUCACAUCCCCAUUGAGGGUGCUUUUGGUUGUGAACAGGGGUCACCAUGGGCACUCAGAUCAGUCUGUGGCUACGCAGCAGACUGAAAGGCACUGCCGGCAUUAAAGGGGCCCUCCAGACCCCUAAAGCACUUUAGCUUGCUGAAAAGCUUUGUGUGAAGCAUGUGUGUCUAUUGCAAAAAGUGCAGAUUUCAAUAGAACUGACAGUUUUGUUACACCGGUCUGGCUUUCAAGUAGACAAGCGGUCCUGUUACUUCCUAGUUGUUUAGCUCAGUGGACCUAAACUCAAGAAGAAGCAAUUGCUCAGAUCACCUACCUGGCAGAGACUUCUCAUUGAGAUACAUUGCAAUUUCUGUGAUUGGACAUACAGAAAGUCUGGGUGGGGUUAGAAGGGGGAGACUUUGCAAAGGCAGCAGACAAGAGAACUGCAGGAUUUGCAAGCUGUUUAGAUAUACUAAACUUACUGUUUUGGAGAUGCUGUGUCCCAGUCGUCUAGCCAUCACUAUUUGGCUCUUGUCAAAGUCACUCUGCUCUUUUCACUUACCCAUUUUUUGCUUCCCACACAUGAAAUUCAAGAACUGACUGUUCACUUGCUGCCUAAUAUAUCACACCCCUUGAUCAGUGCCAUUGUAAAAAUACAAUCAAUAAAACCUCCAGAUUAGCCUUUCUAACCCAGGAAAAUUUUUGAGGUUAUUUUAGCUUGUACUUUUAAACUCAACUGUAGAAGGAUUACGGAAUUAAUAAUACCUGAUUAGCAUUCUUAGUAAGACUUGAUUUUUUUUUUUCUGUAUAUAUAUUUUUUUAAUAUAUUCAAAAUACAGAGUUGGACCAGAUCUCAGGAGUAGGGUAGGGUUGGCCUUAACAUUGUUGGUGCUGGUGCAAGUGCUGCAACAACUAUUCAAUAUAAUAGAUUUUGAUUGCCAGCAAAUCUCAUUAUCAAUUAGUUGGCCUGCGCGGCCGAUUUCUUAGUGUUGCAAGCAAUGCAAAACUGUAUUCUUAGCUCUAUAGGAAUUCUGGUCUUCCCCCUUUGCGAUGUGAAGAGUUAAAAUAAAAAGGAAAAAAUUAAAAAAUACUUAUCUGAUUCCAGUGCGUAUGUAUCUCCGCACUGGGACAGGUUUCCUUCCACCGAUGUUGGCCAGUGCGGGGGACCUCAAUGCUUUCAUAUGGGCAUUUUGAAGACGCUGAACAAGUUUGUGCAAAGAUUGAGGAUGUCCAGCUUUGUUUCACAGACUUUAGCUACAUGAAACUGGAGGAAGCCCCUAUAGUGGCUAUCUUAACCCUGCAAUGCUUUAUAUUGCAGGGUUAAGGGAACAGGUACACUGCACCCAGACCACUUCAAUGAGAUGAAGUGGUCUGGGUUGCCUACAAGGUCCCUUAAAUUUUUAAUAUGUAGUUUAGCGGGUGUAUACAUAUACCAUAUAGUAGUACAUAAAAUUAGCAGCUGUUUUACAUGCAUAAUGGCCCAGUGGGUGCUUAAGGUGGACGUCUAAUGGCUGCAGACCAGAGCCUUGAAGGGAAGCCACAGUGCCAGGAAAACUGUUAUUUUCCUGGCACUAGAUCUCCCUAUAGUGCCCCCUCACCCUUCCAAGUCAUCUAAAGACCUGGAUUUCCUUUACUGUGUCUAUGUGUAUAUAAGCUACUCCCUCAGGGAAAUAAGCACAAUCUAGAACAGGGGUAGGCAACCUUUUAGCAGCACUGUGCCAAAAUAGGAUUCUGAUGUCCUGUAGCAUGCUGGUCUUUUAUUUAUUUUUUUAAUUGAGGUAUGUUUGUUGCCGUAUUCUGCUUGUUAUUUAUACUGUAGUAGUGUAUACCAAUGAAUAUUUAUUUUGUGUUACAGGGUGUGUGUGCAAAAACUUACUUUCAUUUGUACUUGUGCAUAGAGAUCUGAAACGCUAAAAGAAAACUGUAAAUCCCAAAUCAAAGACUAAGAUAUGUUAAAUGAGAUUUGGUUACAAUGCAAUGUAAACUUUAAAUAGUCCACAGAAGUACUUCUGCUUUUCUAAUUUGUUUUUUCUUUUCCCCUCUCAAAUUAGGUACCCUGGAAUGGAUAUUGGGACUGUAGGAAGAUUGGAUCAUAUACAUACAAAUUCACAAUUUCGGCAUAAAACCAUGGCUACUGGAUUGACAAAUGUAGGGAAUGCUUUUGGAGGGCAAACCUCCUCUGCCUUUCAAAGCACUCCUAUUGAUGAUGACGACGAUGAUGUGGUUUUUGUUGAGCCUGUACAGGUUACUCAAAGUACACCACAUACUGAUCAGAGAAGGGUAGGAUUUCCUAAACCAAGGAAAGAACAGAGGGCAGACCCCAAAUUACAUUCUUCCAGCAAGGAGUUGGAUUCUCUUAAAGGAACAAUAAGUGAGACAAUCAUCAUAGAUGACGAGGAAGAUCCUGAACCAUGCCAUGUGCAAGAAAAAAAUGCUUCCAGCUUUGGUGACAGACUUCUAGACACCAAUAGACCUAUCAGUGUGGAUUUUCCCUCCUCCUCCAGCUUCUCAAGGAGCAAAGCAAAUUCUGGGAUUAUUAGUACUGGCAUUACUACUGAGCCAGACUCUGAAAUACAAAUUGCAAAUGUCACCACUCUAGAAUCUGGCAUAAAUUCUGUGAAUGAUAGCCACCUUCAAAAUACUGAGGGGCGUGAUAUGAAUUUAAUGAUUACCCAUGUAACCUCUUUGCAGAAUCCAGGAUUAGGAGAGGUCCAGAAUGGAUUGCAUUCCAAUAAUUUUGGUGUUCAUGUGCAAACAUAUCCCCCUACCCUUGCAUCACAGACUAAACCUGCGAUGGGUCCAUACAACCCAGGAAGAAUUGUUAGCGGAGAUGUUUUUCAAAAUGGAGAAUCUGCAACUCAUCCUAAUCCUGGUAAGUAUCGUUGUGCAUAUUUAAUUAUAAAUACAAAUGCAGGCAUAUAUAUCCAAACCCUCAAAGACAAAGGGAUUCUAGUCACCAGAACCACUACAGCCUAAUGUAGUGGUUUUGGUGACUAUAGCAUGUCUCUGCAGUGUUAGCACUGUUUACAUUGCAAACUAGGGACACCUCUUGUGGCAGUCACUCAGACAGUGACUGGAGGUGCUUUCUAGUUCAGUGCUGCACGUUUGAAGCACUGAUGAUCAGACACUGAAUGUUCCCUAUAGCGAUGCAUUGAUUAAUGCAUCUCUAUGAGGAGAUGCUAAUUGGCGCAGCGUGGCGAUUUGCUGCACAUGCGCAAUAGUCUCCCAAUGCCAUCCUAAGCAUUGGAUUGGCUGAGAUCAUCCAGAUUGAGAAUGGAGAGGACCAGUAACCUAAAUAGUCACCUGACACUAUAAUAAAAGAGGGUUGCACUCAAUCAUAAAAAUCACAGGGUGCUAGCGGAGUAUAUGUCAGCAUACCCCAUAGAACAUGUAUCAUGGAAAAAAUCAGGCACUUACUGUGAUACGUUAAGCAGCUUUAAUGGAUAUCUCAACGUUUCGAACUGUACCUAGCGUACAGGUCGAAACAUUGCGUAUCCAUUAAAGUUGCUUAACGUAUCGCAAUGAGUGCCUGAUUUUUUUUUUUUUUUUUUUUCCUUGACACCUGACUCUAUAGUGUCAGGAAUGCAUUUUUGUUUUUCUGACAAAAUAGUUUUUUUUAAAGCGGCACUGUCAGACUUGUGUUAGCUGGGGAGGAGUGACACAUCUAGACGGCAGUAGCUCUGCACAGUGUCAGGUGGACGUAAUUUACAGAGUCAAAGUACUUCUCCUCCUACCCCCCAAAGUGGGGGGGGUGACUGUGCUGCUUUCAAACAUUGCAUUAUUGUAAGGUCCAUUUUUGUGAUGUGCAUGCUACCCUAGGGAGAAAAAUUUACUAGAUCUGCUAAAUUGACAGUAUGUGUAAAUAGUUACGAUUGGUGCAUGCAAAUGUGUUUUUAUUUUUUUAUUUUAUGUUUUGGUGGACAAAUGGUUACUGCUUAAUGUAUAAUAAAAGUUUGAUUUUCUCAUUUGAGAAAAAAGAAUGUUUGCUAUUUAUAUUUGCAUGAAAUGCUCUUAGCUGUGUUCAGUGACUUGUAAUAUGCAUAAGGAAAACUUUUAAAAUUAAUUACAAUUAAAAUAUUUCCUUAGUCUUGUUGAUAUUCUUACAAAUAAAUCUAUUUUUGAUAUUUUAAUAUGUUGACUUUUUUUUUUACAUUCAACAAAAAAUAUUAAAUCAUUUCGAAAGCUUAUCCAACAGUAUUAAAGGGACACUAUAGUCACCAGAACAACUACCACUUAUUGUAUUUGUUCUGGUGAGUAUAAUCCAUCCAUUCAGGCUUUUUGCAGUAAACGCUGUUUUUUCAGAGAAAAGGCAGGGUUUACAUUAUAGCCUAGGGAUACCUCCAGCGGCCACUCCUCAUAUGGCUGCUAGAGGUGCUUCUUGGGGCAGUGCUCCACCCUCUGCAUCCAGACACUGAACUUUCCUCAUAGAGAUUCACUGAUUCAAUUCAUCUCUAUGAGGAAAUGCUGAUUGACCAUGGCUGUGUUUGGCUUGUGAUGGCUAUCCCCCUGAUCUGCCUACUUGACAAGCUCAGCCAAUCUAAUGCUUUCCUAUGGGAAAGCAUUGUUAUUAGCUCAGAUCAACGCUUCUGAUGUCAGCUAAGCAGGCAGAGCCAGCUGCCGCAGACUGCAAUAAAGGUAAGAUUUUACAAUAUUUAUGGUGGCAGAGGGGAUAGAUGGUUUUAUACACUAUAGGGUCAGAAAUACAUGCUUGUGAAUUUGACACUAUAGUGUUCCUUUUAAAUCAAGACCAGUGUUCCUGUUAAUUCCUUGAAAAUUCAAAAUGGCUGUUCUUGCAAUGCUACAGAUGUAGCAGGUUCUGGAUAUUUACUUUUUUUAUAUAUUUUUUUCUUUAUUGGUGAACCAUUUAUAUGGUGAUAAAGUACACUGUAAUGUUAAUUGACAACAUGAUGAUGGAAGGAUAACAAGACCUGUUUUAAAGGAACACUCACAUAAGUCAUAACUUAAGUUUAUUGACAUUGUUAUGGAGACAGGUGUCCGGGCACGGUUUUACUUCAGGAAUUCAACUGUUUAAGCUGGAAGUUGUUCCUCCAUCACAGAUCUCUCAUUUCCUUCCUCUCUGCUGUCAUAGUAUGAGAAAGGUGUAGCCAGCAGGCAGUGAUUGACUUCAGCUUAGACUGUCACCCCAUAGAGAGAAAUGCUUUAGAAAGGUACAAACCUUUCUAAAGCAUUCUUAUCACUAGCACCCAUUGGAUAAACUUCCAUAUGGUUGCAUAUUAGAACUGGAUAAUGUCACAGCAGUCAAGACUACAAACUUGGAAGUGUGAACCAGCUGCAUGUGCAGCCUACUUACCUCCAAAUGAUACAGGGGCAUCCACAAAUCCUAAUGUACACCUGCAUGCUUGGAAUUCUGGAGUGGCCAUUGAUAUUUGGGCAAUGACGAAGUACAGCUUCUAAGUUUACUACAGUCUGCCAUUCUCUGUGCAGAACGUAUCUAUUAAUCUAUAUAUUUGCUGUUAAUUUCUUCUAUAACUAUCUGAAUGUAAACUAACAUUACCAUAUUAGACCUGUCUGUGAGAAUAUAUUGUUUGCUGGGUAGACAUUUCUACUAGUGUGUUAAUGUGCAUCUGUCAUAGAAUAUAAACAUUCCUUCUUAUUGCUAAAUUUUAUUUUAUGGAUAUGUUUCAACCCUUGUUGUCUAAUUUAAAUUGGAGUAAACUACGUGGCCCACCAUAUAAUUUCUUCUUUUUUUUUUUCUUGGUUUAGAUUCUUGGAUAUCCCAAUCUGCUUCUUUUCCAAGGAACCAGAAGCAACCAGGAGUGGAUUCCUCCUCACCGGUGGCCUCCCUUCCAAAGCAGGUUCUUCAGUCUCCAUCGCAGCAACCACAACCACCACCUCCGAAAGCGGUUAAAGUCACUUGUGCGAAUUGCAAGAAGCCACUCCAGAAAGGGCAGACCGCAUAUCAGAGGAAAGGCUCUACACAUUUGUUCUGUUCCACCACUUGCUUAUCAUCAUUUUCGCAUAAACCAGCUCCAAAGAAGCUCUGCACAAUGUGUAAAAAGUAAGCAACUUUCAAAUGUAUUUGUUUGUGAUCCUUUCUAUCCUUAAAAGUUAUUAAAAUGUGACAAAUUAAAACUGUAGCUCCUUAUCUUUUGCAGUCAAUCAAUUGUUGGAGCCCUGAUGUAGAACUGCACAUAAAUGCAUAAUGCAAAAAAAUUAGUAAAUUUUUUAAAAUGUGAACAGGUAUUGCAGUAGAAUGAAAAGCACCACAAAUCCAUAAUUUUGUUUUAAUGGCGAUACUAUUUUUAUUUUUGAAUUUUCUAGUAGGAGACAUUCUUCCACAUCUACUCAUAGUAGCUGUAUCAUGCCAUAGUGUCUGCAUUGUGGAAUUGUUUCAUUAUUUAUCUUAAAUAAAACCUUAAUUUACAGAACCACUUAUCAUGAAACACUCAUAUGCAUGUGAAAAUGUCAGCACGUGAAUCUGGCUCAUGUCUCCUUUUAAACCUAUAACUUCCCUAAAAAAUAUCAAAUUUCAAAUUGGUUAUUGCUUUAUUCAGCAAAGUAGCUUUUAUAUUUUACUUUCCUCUAUUAGCUCACAUCAGGAUUACAAUAUACACACUGAAAUGAAAUCAGUCAUCCACUGAACUUCAAAAUUUAAAUCUGAAUCUCAAAACGUAGCUAAACAUAGCUGAUUUGAAGAACUUCUCAAACUCCACUAUCGUUUGGUUAUUUUAGCGCUUUUAAAAAAUUUAUUUAUUUAUUUAUAUAUUUUCAUUCAGAUUUCACUUCAUGAGUUUAGUGAAUUACUCAGACUGGUGUGCUUGUACGAGUGAAAACCACAAAUGUAAAUAUAACCAGAACUUUUGGAUACAAUCCCCUCUUCUAAACUUCCAAGUGUAUUUUUAAUUUUUUUUAAUAUAGCUUUGAAUUUGUAAUUCACAUCUUACAUUUGCCUUGUAUCUUACUAAAUUGAUCAACAUAUUACACAUGAGGCACCAUCAGUAUACCCAACUGGAAGACAAGUAAACUAUGGAACAAGUUUUCUCCAGUUUGUUUCAAGGGGAAAACAAAACCUUGAAAGUUUAAAGUUUUAUAAAAUCUCUUGACAGCAGUCUAUAUGCUGUAAAAGGUGCAUGAAAAAAGUUUAGUGAAAGGGUUAAUGGAUCCAUUAUUCGAUGCACACUUUUUACAGCCUUUUGAUAGCGUGUUAUUAAAUAUAAUCUACAGUUCUGUCAAUAUAGUUUUAACAUUUAUUUACCAGUUUGCUCUGUCAUCAAUGCGAUUUAAUUUUACAAUAUUCAAGAAUGCAAAGUUGUACCUUUUUUUUUUUUUUUUUUCUCCUUCUACAUUUUACAGUGUGCAAGCUUAUAUUUGUGCAAGCACGUGAUAGUUGCUAUUUUUUAGUAACUUAAAAGAAGACUUCAAAUUCCAAACCUUUUUUUUUAGUGUAUAGCCAUUGCUUACUUGUAAAUUUUAACCUGCCCUUGUUUGGUGGGUUUAAUUGGGAUUUAAUUUGACGCUUCCUUGUGUACAAUUCCUAAUUAAUUUUUCAAUUUCUUAUCUAACCUAGGCCACACUAUCAUAUUAGAAUUAAUAAGUAGAAAAUUAAUUUAUUUGCAAUGAGAAAUGAGGUUAUAUAAAAAAAAAAGAGCUGCAGUUCAUUUGAUCACAAUAGUAAUGUGAUCUAGAUCAGUGCUGUGACUGACCGCCUGGCACCCCGACCGGUUACCUCAGUCAAUUGCUGCUUCCUAGUACUUGCGAGCACCAUAAGCACCGCACUUGGACACCAUAACCACCGUAAUCCCCACAAACCGCCGCAGCUUGGACACCAUAACCACCGUAAUCCCCCACAAACCGCCGCAGCUUGGUUGGGGUCUCGCUGUCCUCCACCCACCCUGGACCCCCAGGAUCCAGCUUCCAGUGGGUAGACCUCUCCUAGUCCAGAGAGUGAAGCAGGUUCUCUAACAAGAGCAAGUGUUGUGAUCCAAGGGAGUAUAGGGAUUAUAGCAAUCCCCAGAUUGGAUAUAGCUCUCCAAUCCCCCAAAUAUGAACCUAGACUUCAUGAAGGGUAAAACGAAAGUUUAAUGGCAGCCACAACUGGCCUUAUAUGCAGGUCCCCAUGCAAGGGGCACUCCCACCUGGACCUUAGAGUAGACUACAGUAAAAACAUAUACACAAUCACAUUGGCUCUCAGGUCCAGGACACUCCCAUACAAAAUAGGUCAAUCCCUCCCCUAUGCCUGGGAGAUAAGUCAGCACUGUACUAAACUCAAUUAUCUCCAGGCACAGAAAACAUAAAUUUUUACAAAACCCCCAAAAUACAUUAACACCCCCUUCCCUCCCCCCCCCCACACAAAAGUUAUAUCCCCUGAUAGCCCUGAUCUGGGUGACCAACAUAUCCAAAAAUCACCCAGAUCAGUUCAGGGGUUCAGGAAUUUCCUGGAUGUCAUAAUUUGACCGACCACCCGCAUGGUCCCAUGCCCAAAACCGUUACAGAGAAUCAGGGCUUGCGGUCGGUCUAGUUCAGUAGUUUAAAAACUAACAAACUACCGAACUCCGUUAAUAGUCUUACCCUGAAACUUGAUCCCCUCUUGUUCGUGGGAACGUUUCCACCGAACAGCGCCUUUCUAAGUGUGGUAGAACCGAACACAGGCGAUGCCUGAAGUCCAGCUGUAUUCGGGAGUUUGUGUCAUUUUUCAGUUCCAUGAGAUUCAUGCCCAAACCCUGCUGCCUGCGUUCGCAGGAAUAACAUGGCUGCCACCUCGUGGUCAUCCAUAGGAAUUGCAGCCACUCAGGCGAACACUUAGAACUCUGUGAUGGAAAUUGCUACAAAGUAGCAAUUAGGCUCAACAAGCUCCACGGUGGUCUCCGGUUCGUGCAGCUGUUUGGUUCCUGCUAAAUAUAAAAAUCCCACGAACCAAGUCUGUUCACCUAGUUUUUAAACCCCUUAAGGACACAUGACAUGUCACAUGUCAUGAUUUCCUUUUAUUCCAGAAGUUUGGUCCUUAAGGGGUUAAAGGGCCCAUAGUCUUUUGGUAAGAGGCUGGCCAGCAGACCCCUCCAAGAACACGUGACGAGGCUCAGCUCGUCACAAGUGCUUAGUACUUAAAGGAACACUAUAGUGACCUAAAUUACUUUAGCUAAAUAAAGCAGUUUUAGUCUAUAGACCAUUCCCCUGCAAUUUCACUGCUCAAUUCACUGUCAUUUAGGAGUUAAAUAACUUUGUUUCUGUUUAUGCAGCCCUAGCCACACCUCCCCUGGCUAUGAUUGACCGAGCCUGCACGAAAAAAAACUGGUUUCACUUUCAAACAGAUGUAAUUUACCUUAAAUAAUUGUAUCUCAAUCUCUAAAUUGAACUUUAAUCACAUACAGGAGGCUCUUGCAGGGUCUAGCAAGCUAUUAACAUAGGAGGGGAUAAGAAAAUCUUAAUUAAACAGAACUUGCAAUAAAGAAAGCCUAAAUAGGGCUCUCAUUACAGGAAGUAUUUAUGGAAGGCUGUGCAAGUCACAUGCAGGGAGGUGUGACUAGAGUUCAUAAACAAAGGGAUUUAACUCCUAAAUGGCAGAGGAUUGAGCAGUGAGGCAGCAGGGGCAUGUUCUAUACACCAAAACUGCUUCAUUAAGCUAAAGUUGUUCAGGUGACUAUAGUGUUCCUUUAAAACACUUACAGUCUAUGACUCGGGCAAUUCCUAAAGGACCACUAAAGUUCUCAGUGAAGUGGUCUUAGUGUACUGGCCGUGUCUUCUUAACACUGCAUUGUAAAACCUUUAUUUAGUAACCGCAAUAUUUACAUUGCAGUGUUUAAUCCAUCUCUAGUGGCUAUCUUACUGACAGCCACUAGAGUCACACCGUUUCACUGACAGAGUAAUACGGUCACAUGACUUGGAAACUAAUAGGAAAACAUUGAAUACAGUGGAGGCCAUGCUUUUUUUGUUGACGUUGCGGAAGACUGAAAGGUGAGCAGCACAGAGGGAGCCUUGAUAUUGGAAAAUGCUUAAGUAAAACUUUUUGUUUAGGAGGGGGCUGUAUAUAACUAGGGACAGUUGUAGUGUUCCUUAAUCCUCUUCAUAUGGGCUUACUGACCAAACCUGGACUGGGCGAUGCAUAUUGGAUUAAGCAUGAGAUUUAAUCUAUAUGUCAUGCAAGCAGUUUUGCUAGCAAAUGAUUAGAUUAGGAGAAAAACCCAUUUAAAAAUAGGUUUCUCUCUCAGAUAUCACCAAUGCAGAGGUAUUACUGCGAAAAGACUCCCACACGAGAUCCCUCUGCUAUCCUCUCAUAGCAACCACAGCACAUGCACUGCAGUUACUAUGGAAACUCCAUUGCCAGGUAUGAAGUAUUGGAGUAUAGGCAACAAAGCCAGUGUGCCAACGUCACUGACUAAAAAUUCUCUGCUUGGGUAUACGUCCUAAGCAAGGAAAAUCAAAGAAUAACAGAGGCGGAGCGAAGCAGUCGAAGACUAUGUCCGCAGGUGGGUGUUACACAAAGAACCCACGAAGCAUAAAGAUGGCUGUGCUGGAAUGCAGUAAAAGUUAGUAAUUCUUUGUUUUACAUUGAAUGCACCAUGUAUGUUUGUUAUAUAUUGUGUAUUCAAUGUACAUGGGAGCGAUUUUUAAGGUACGUUAAAUCAUUCAUAGCAUGUUCACUUUAACCUUUCAAUUUAAAACCAAUGCAAUUUUUAGAACUGCACUGUUUUACUUGCUGGGUUAAGAUGACAGGGACAUGGUUUCCAGAUUACUUAAUUGAGACGAAGUGGUGUGGGUGACUAUAGUGCUCCUUUAAGUUCUCACGUCUCUCAGAUAAUUUUUUAUUUUUUUGACAUACCUGUAUUCUGCUAUUUAAAAAAACAAAACAAAAACCUAUUUUGCUUAAUUACUACAAUUUGUCACACAUAAAGUCAGUUAGAAGAAUAGCCCCUAGAUGGCAGUAAAACAUUGACUAAACUUGGUUUACUCCCAAAACUGCAAUACAGAUUUUAUAUACUAACCAGACUUGUCUGAAUGAAAAUACAAUUGGUAAAAUAAUUCAUGUUGUAUAAAAAGUGGUGUAAUAAAUCAACCUAUCUUUCGACUAUUAUAUAAUCUAUAUCGUUUGUAUCUAUAUGCUGGACAAACUGGCUUUCCUUUUCCAUUUUCAGUGAACAUUCAAAAUAUUGAUAUAGCAGUAGAUGAAACCGUAUGACUGUUCUGAAACAACAAGAGCUUUAUAUAUAUUGUCUUGCCCAAUUUGUGAAAUGCAAAUAAUCUAUCGUAUACAAUCUUUAGAUUUUACCCCUUUCUAGACAUGUAAUGUCAAAUAAAUGUGUCAAAUGAAUCAAUACUCAGUUCAGCAGACCUAGCCAUGUACUUAUUGGGUAUUUAUUAAAUGGUUCUGUUACAACUAAGCUGCACUCAUUUUGUAACUGUCUGUAUCUUCUUUUAAAGGCCACUUUAAGUAUUAUAGCUAGUAUAAACCUAUAGCAGCCACAAUAUGGAUUUUUUUUCUCACUUAUUGAACAUGUGCACUCAUACAAAGUGAAAAGCAAAUGGAUGAUUAUAUAUUCCAUAAAUCAUGUUUGGAAUAGACCAGAAUGAGAGGCUCUUGAUUCGUUGGGCUUUUGGGUCUGUCAGCUGCAUAUAUAAUGCUCCGUUAAAGAUAAAACCACAACAGAUUUAAAACUGCUGAUCUUAGUUUAGCAAUACGGCACGUAGUUACACAUAUUUAUAAAAAUUUUCUGUCAUUUUCCAUGUGGUUUGUGAAUGUGUGUACUUCAAACUCAGACUGUUUAAAAUGUAUUGCAAUCAUUAAUCCGUGAUGAUUUCUCCCCCCAGAGAUAUUACAACAAUGAAAGGAACAAUUGUUGCUCAAGUAGAUUCAAGCGAAUCUUUCCAAGAGUUCUGCAGUACGUAUUGUUUAUCAGUCUAUGAGGACAAGCAGAAUUCUUCCAAAAAUCAAAGCAAAUCGAGAUGCACUAUUUGUGGCAAAUUAACAGAGGUAUGGAUUAACAGAAAUGUUUGUAUACUUGUAUUUAUAAUGCAUCUGUUGUGCAUAUGACAUCAUAGUACAUCAUAGAGCUUAACUUUUCACUGUUGGUGUUGGCCAAAUGGCUUGUAAGCAUUUAUCAAAAUCAUAGACUUCUAUGUUAGAGGAACACUUUCAGCAAUAUAACCACCACAGUCCAUAGUGGUUAUGAUGACACGAGUGCAUAUGUGCUCUCCCAGAGUAGUUUGUCAAACAUUUUUAAUAAGGUUUGAGAACGUACCUGGGUCCCCAAUCACUUGCACCACAUUGAGUCGUUUCCUAAAGAAGCUGGAUGUCCUCACCAAGCAAAGCCUGGUGGAUGCACGUCUGCACUCUAUGGCUGAUGCUCUCCCUAUAUCCACUACAGCAGGCUUUGUGCUUGGCAUUGUGGAAUGAGAGCACAUAUUGCUUUGAUAUGUUUUCUGGACAUUAACCCCUUAAGGACACAUGACAUGUGUGACAUGUCAUGAUUCCCUUUUAUUCCAGAAGUUUGGUCCUUAAGGGGUUAAAGUAGGUCUGUCCUUUUGUUUUUUGUUUUUGUUUUUUUUUUUGUUUUGUUUUAUCUCAUCCAGGGAACAAGUUUAUAAUGGGUAUUGAAGUGUAUAUGAACAAAUUAUUAGAAAAGGUUGAGGUGAACAUAAGUGAGGACUGUUUGUUCUUGCAACGUUUUUAUAAACUUAUGUCUUAUUUUACCUUUAUUUAAGUUUUUGUUUUCUUGCAUGCUUGCUGGCACCCUCUGCUGUUUAACAUUAUUGAUGUUUGAACUCUGACAACUAUAUAAAGUUAAAUAUUUUAAGAUGUAAGGAGGAUAGUUUAAGCCAGAGGUGCCCAAUAGGUAGAUCCCUAGAUUUUCUUUUAAAACUACAGCUUCCGUGAUGCUUUGUCAUUCUUAAAAUGUUUUUUUUCUGCAACCUCUGCCCCCCCUUGAUUUAAAAAAAAUGCAUGUUGCUUAACCUAAAAAAAGUGUUACCUCAUUAAUAAUUGUAAAGGUGAACACUAUCAAGAGGAUGGUGGUAUAUCCACGUCUAUUUUACUUUUGCUUUUAUUGAAAGCAGAUUAAAAUGUUCUUUGUGGUGUAUCUGUCAAGAAAAGGGUGCACAUGUUUUCAUCAUGUUUGGUUGUUAAUUUAAUCUCAUUAACCUUAAAUUAGACUUUUUUGGUUUGGUUUUUUUGACAUGUGACAUUGUUUUUUUUUUUUUUACUUGUUUUCCCCAGAUUCGCCAUGAGGUUAGCUUUAAAAACAUGACCCAUAAGCUCUGCAGCGAUCACUGCUUCAAUCGAUACAGGAUGGCUAAUGGCUUGAUCAUGAAUUGCUGCGAACAGUGUGGAGAAUAUUUGCCAAGCAAAGGCGCUGGAAAUAAUGUACUUAUGGUUGAAGGCCAGUGGAAGAGGUUUUGCAGCCCAGCCUGCCUCAAUGAUUUUAAGCUGGUAAACUCACUUUCAACUUGUCACAACUUGUACUACUAGAAAGAAAAGAAAUCUUUCAUUUUGAUCCGUUCUUUGUCACAGGGUCUGCAUACAGGUGAUGUGCAAAUUGUGACCAGAUCCUUUGACAGUGAAAAGGUUAAAUAAUUUUAUAUUUGUUUAACAAUAGAGACAAAAUUUAACUGUUUAAUUUGUGUGGCGUAUACUCAUACAUAAUGUGAUUUUGUGUGUGUAUAUACAUACACAUAUAUACUGUUACAAAUAUUUAUCUUCUGAUUCUUGACAGUUAUUGUGUUGCAUAUUCUUAUUUUAUGUAGUCCAUAUAUUGCUGUUUGUAAUACCUAGCACUGUGUUUGCAACCCAUUGUUACAAACAAGGAUUCAUAUGUUUGUAGAUUCUUAUUUGGUUUUAUCCUGCAAAACAUGCACUUUCAGUUCGUCACAGGGUGCACUCACCAUUAAGAGAACAAAAGCUUUGCCAUUAAUUUGACAAGGUGCAAAGUAUUCUGUGCCAUGCCUUUUUGAAAUCACAGCAAUUGAACUAUCCCUGUUUAUUAGCAUAAAGAUGUAUAGAUGGAUAUAGUGCUAGCGUAGCAUACUCUAAAGUUUUGUGUUUCAAAUUUUGUAAUAAGAAUAAAGAAACCUCACUCUGUUCUAAGUGCUAUGACUGCAUCUCAGUUUAAGGAAAAUAUAGUAUAACGAUAGAAAUAUACAAUUUAAAUAUAUUUUUUCUGGUUGUGGGUUGCAUAGGCAUUUAUCUUGAUAUGAUAUACAAGAGAUUCUUUGUUUUUGUUUUUUUUGUUUCUGCAUACUAUUUGUAUUGUAAUCAAUACUAAUCCUGAUAGUUUAUAGUAGUUAACCAUUACAGUGUACACCAAAAAUAUUACAUUUGGUCACCUAAAAAUUGUAGCAGGAUUAUCACUACCCUACAAUCCAGGCACCAAAACAACAUAAUCAGAAUGAAGUUAUCUUAUGGGUGGAUCCUGCCAACAGCUUACCUCAAGAGGUUAAAACUCUCAGCCUAUCAAUAGCUCCACAUUCACAAAACUGCUUGAGAAUCAUUUAAAAUAAACUUAUUUUCUCUAGCUGUUUUGGGGAGGAGCUAUUGAUAGGCCUUGAGCAUCCUGUUUGAGGCUUCCUGAUUCAAGUCUCGGACUGUGGCAGGAGAUGGGCAGAGAAUCUGGGUGCCAGAUUCAACACUGUUCGUUAGCUGUUUAACCACUUAUGGAGCAAAUUGACCUCCUCAAACAAAACAUCAUUGCAAUGAAGUUAUGGUGCCUGGAGUGUUUUUUUUUAACCACUAAUAUGUUGCGAUUUCCAAAGUUUAAACCCUUUAACCUCAUUUGGUGCUUGAAAUGGGAUAUUUUAAGGAAAAUAUUUCAAAAUGAGUUAUUUUCAUAAUUGAUAUGUUAGGAAAUGUAGAAAAUAUUUUAUUUAAGAAAAUGUUUGUGUGCAAACUACUAUAUAGGCAGUUGACGCGUGGUCUGUUUGAAAAUGUCCAUGUUUCGUUGUCCCUCUCUUCAUAUAUUGUUAGGAAGUGGGAGGUUUUCAAUUUGAUUUUGCUCAAUCACCCAGGGACAUUCUAAAUCUGUAUGUCAUGUCCCAGUUUCAUGUCAAACUGCAAAAGUUUAGAUAACCCUAGACUAACCACUAACCUGUCCCUAACUCUCUUGGCCAAAGCCAUUCAGAUUGGGUAGGUCUGACUUAAACCUAUUUCUAUUCCAUGAUGACAGUGUGGCUGGGGAGUAGAUGGCUUCGAAGUGCUGGGGAGAACACUGGCUUCCAUCAAACCACUCUCUAAUAGUUCGAUGAUAACCAUGAGGGGAGGGGGCACUGGUAUACUUGUUAAAUACUUCAGUAGCACGAGGUAGUGGAUAAACAGACCCUUGGGUAUAGAAAAAUACCUAUAAUGUAUUUCUAGUUCUAGAGUUGAAUUAAUUUAAAUAUUAAAUGCUUGAUUUUGUAAUUCUGUAUUUGUGUUUUAAGCUGAUAAUUAGAUUUUAUUUCACAUAAAUGCUAAUCUGCACACUUUGUCAUAUAUCUCUGUAAUUAUCUACCCCAUCUGUGUAUGGUUGAAUUUAUUGCCAAACAAGAUACUGUGGUAACUAAUCUAAACACUUGUUUCAAAGACAUUGCGUAUCUCGUGAUGCUUGAGAGAGAUAGAUAUAUAGAUAUAUAUAUAUACACACACACACACACACACACACACCCACCCACCCCCUCCAAGUCUUUCCAGGCUCUAAAGGUGAGAAUCUGGCAUAAAGGCAAAAGAUUUUUAGUGUUGUGCCGAUAUAUAGAAAACUUUGGCAAUAAGAAGCAAGUGCCUGAUAUUCAGAUGCAAAGACCUGGGGGGCGAAAACAAUUAUUGUGAGAAUAACUUCCAAAGUCAAGGUGUUCAUCUGCAAUACAUACCCGUUCGACUACAUUUGGUUAUUGGGCUGCCGUCAGUACUCCUCAACCCCCUCCCACAAAGUGAUUUUCCUCAAUGGGAGGACUUGGACUGAGAGCAUCAACUGACGUUUCUGGCUUACCACAGGCAUUCUUUGCAAUGUUUAUUUGAAGCAAAAGAUCAUGAGGGACAGAGGGAUCUGGAGGACAGGUGCGGUUUGGAGCCCUUUGUUAAACCAAUCAUAAGUGGUUUAACCUCUUAAGAUGAGAUGGUGCUCAAGGCCUCCAGGCACUGAAACAACUUGAUUAAGUUGAGGUGGUUGUUGUGCUGGAUUUGUUUUGGUGUGCACAAGAGUACAGCAUUAAAAUCUAUGGAGGAUCCUCCAUAGAAAGAGCCAAUUCCCCGCAGCAAUCACAAGGAUUGCCUCUAGUGCUGUGCCCUGUGUUCUAGCUCCCACUUUUCCUGGCCGGCAGCAAAGACUAUAGAAAAUAUUAGCCCCAACACAUAAUUUUGCAGUAUCCUAAAUCCCUAUGCACAUUUAAAUGACUGGAAUUUUUUCUUUUUUUGUAUUACUCCAAUGGCCAUUGAAGUGUAGGCUCACCUGCCACGUCAAGGCAAAACCUCACAGGUAGUCCUACACUAACAAUUCACCUUGCUGCUUUCAGGGUUAAUAAGUGUGUAACGGUUUAGAAAAAUACCCCUCUCUGCCUUUUGGUUGAAUGUAGAAAGGUGAAUUGUUGGUGUAGGACUCACCUAUGAGGUUUUUCUUUGACAUAUCAGGUGAGCUCGCACUUGACUGCCAUUGGAGCAUUACUACAAACUCUCCAGUUAUAAAAAAACAAAAAAAAAACAAAUGUGCAUAGGGAUUUGGUUUAUUGGGCAGUAAACUUUAAAAAAAGAAAGUCAUCCCCCACUCCCCUCCCCCCGCCCCUUUGGUUUUUAACAUAUUGCAGUAUCUCUGAUCAGAAAUGUUGGCAACCUACCAAUUAAAGAUAUUUUAAUAUGCUUUGGACAGUUCAGGUAAACACUUUGUAUUUUUGCAACCUCAUGGAAUGAGUAAUAUUGAGCAGUAGAAAAGUUUUUUGUUUUUUUUUUGUUUAGUUUUUAUUAUUAUUUUUUAUUUCCACCUUCUUAAACUUAUAUUUGAGUUGCUUCACGAGCAGAGGAGCGUGUGUAAAAUAAAAAAGAAAAAGGACAAAGUCGUGUUAAAGUUGCACUCCAUGUUGGAGCCAACUAACUUUCCCUCCAAUAAAAAAAAAAAAUUUAUAAAUAAAAUUCAAAUCCCUACCAAAAAAGAUAUUUAACCCCUUAAGGACCAAACUUCUGGAAUAAAAGGGAAUCCUGACAUGUCACACAUGUUGUGUCUCCUUAAGGAGUUAAUAAAAAAAAAAAUAAUUAAACCUGUUCAAUUAUAAUUCAGCCAGUGAUUUAACACUCUUUAGCUAACAAGAACUACUUUCCUGCCGCUGUUGGUCACUGUUCUUACAUAUGGGACAUGUACAUAUUUAGCAAUGCGCAUGUGCCCACUGAUCCCAGUUAACACAUGUGCAAAUGAUGCAGUUGUGCAUACACUAUUUCAUGCCAUCUUAUGGAAAGUGUUAAUGCAUGCAUUGUAGCAGCAAGACUGCUGAAGUUGACAUCAGUGCAAACAAUACUGAUAUUGCUGCAUCUAGUAAUGACUGGGGAAUUUCUGCUACCUUAAGCUGUCUUUGUUGAAAGAUGUUAGUGGAACAUUAUUCUGCAGGUUUUAAAUGCCUAAUGGAUUCAUUAACUUUCCAAAAACUGUUAAUUUAGGCAGGCAUGUGAAAGUAAGGUUAAUUUUUCUUAUCUUAAGCUUUAAAGGGAAACUAUUUUGCUAAGGGUUUCAGGUGAUGCUGGAUGUCCUCGUGCAGAGCUUGAGGACGUCCAGUGUCAGGCGACCAAAAGUCGCCUAACCACCUGGAAGUUCCUCUGGUGGCUGUCGGUGGAGUUAGCCAAAAACUGCAAUAAUUACAAUUGAGACGUUAUGGGGACUAGGACCUUGCACCCAGACUACUUCAAUAAGCUGAAGUCGUCUGAGUGCCUAUAGUGUCCUUUUAAUGUGCACGUUUGUUUUCCGGAUGGUUGGAGUGUCCCUUUAAUGUCUGGAUGUCUGAGUACUAAAGAAACUUGGCACACUGGCAGGUAUCUAUCUGCUGUUCUGUUCUAUGAAGUGAUUUUAUCUGGAAAUCGGCAUGCGCUUUAAAAAUAUGCUUAGUUCACUCAACUCUGCUUUAGUUGGGUUAAAAUACAGUAUCCCCCAGUUUCCCUUUUAUUCCCAAAUUUAAAUUGAUCUUUUUGUGCCUGCCUUUCUGAAAAUGAACCACCUUAUAUAAAACACAUGCAUUGUAUUUGUUCAGUGCAAUGGACGUACUGCUUUUCAUAAAAUAUUGUUUAUAUGUUUGUUUGUUUUGGAACUGCGGUACAAUUUCCUAUACAGAAACCAAAGAUUUGUAUGGUUAAAAUUAGUGCUUUUUAUACUGCAUACAUUUGUUAGUGGAAAAACAGCACUGUAACUGUUCUUCAUUAAUGUUUGUAAUUAUCAUUAAAAUGUAAAAAUAUUUAAAAUAAACAGUGUUGAUGUAAUUUAUUUUAGCACUACCAUUUCUUAACUACCCUACAUCCAGUGGUUAUGCUGUAUACCUGUUAAAUAAUAAGUGUAAAAUACAAGCAAUGUACAAAUUAAAGGUUCACUCCAGACUGGAUCUUACCCAUUUUUUUCAGUGCUUUAUGUAGAUGCACUAAAAUAUGGAAAAUACAGCAAAAACAUAAGAUACAUUUUAUGUCCCUGCAUCUGCUGCGAAUCCCCAGACUUUGCAGCUUUUACAGGGAUUUUACAUAAAGCCACUCCUCCAUCUGGUAUUUUUGGGUUUAAACAAUAAAUUCAUGGACUACAUGAUUUAUGGGCAGUGCAGUGGUUUCUGUGAGCUGUAGUUCACUGUCCACUUUCUAUUGUAGAAAGCAAAUAGGUGAUCUGAAAUUUCGCAGACACUUUCACAGUGUAGCCUGUCAACAUCACAUACAACUUUUUUAUUGAAAAAUGAAACGGUGUAGAUUGGGAAGAGGCAGAAUUGGUGUGCUCAUUGGGCAAAGUUAUUAAAGGAAGAAAAAUUAAGGUGGAAAAAGACACAGAAUAACUGACUUGCACACGUGUAAGUGCCUGGAGUGUCCCUUUAAGUCACAUGGUACUACUUUAUUAUCAAUGGCAAAACAGAAUCUGCUAUACCGAAUUGUAUACAUAACACAUUUAGUAAAAAAAAUUUUUUUUAUUUUUUUGAAUAUAUACACUUACUAUAAAAUAAUAAUCCUGAAAGAACUAGUUCUGGAGUUGCAUGAGUAUCUGGUUAAUUACUUACAGCCUGCAUUGAAAACUCGCAUGGUAAAUUAUUCUGGAAGACAAACUGCCAAAAGACUUCAACAUUUUUAUACAAGAGUACAUUUGAACCUGAUAUAUCUCAAUUUAAAGUCUCCCUCUCCCCCUUUUAGUGGGGGCUUAACGUUGCCUCUCUUUUAGGCUUGGGGAUAUUCUUAUACUUGCAAGAAUGCUUCAGGCCUACUCCUUUCUGACUGGUUGCACAUUCUUCUGAUAUUUUUUGAUUUAAGUUUUUUUUUUUUUUUUUUUAUUCUGUAUGUUUUGUUGGAACUUCUUUAGGAUUGAGGAGAGAGAGGUUUUUCAGGGAGAUUAGAUUUGUACCAUAGUUGCCACGAGUGCAUUCCAUGACAAGUAGGUUGUCAUUUUAUAAAAAUAUUUUGAAUUGUUUUACUGUUCUCAAUAAAAAAAAAAAAUUAAAGCAUGAGAUUAAGUUAUGUUUACUUUAAGUAUGGAGGAUAUCCCCUUAAAAAUUCUAGGUUGAAGAGCUCCCACCAUCACUUCAAUACUUAAAAGAUCAGUAAUGCCUACACAUAAUUUAAAAAUAAAAAUAAAAUUUUUGUGUAAGCGCACACAAACUGAUCGACAUUCUAGUAAGCAAUCAGUAGUGCUUCACAAAAUAUGAUAUUAUAGCAUACAUACUCUUGUAUCUCAUCUAUCCUGCAGUGCUACUGCAGUACAACAAAUAACCAAGAACGUGCCUGAGUUUUAUUUCAUCAACUAAUACAAUGGGUUUUUUAAAAUGUGUUUUUAACCCCUUAAGGACACAUGAUAUGUGACAUGUCAUGAUUCCCUUUUAUUCCAGAAGUUUGGUCCUUAAGGGGUUAAAGAGGCUAAUCCAAAAUGUAAAAUUAGAUCAGACAAUAGAAUGGAGGUAUAUCUAACAUUUUAAUGAUCCAAAACGAUACCACUAAGACACAAAACCCCAAAUAUAGGAAAUUGGGCAUGAAUUGUAUUUUGACAAUAAGCGCUCUUGGAAAGUACCUUCAAGAUUUUACAUUCAGCGUUGCUGAUCUCUUCCUCCCGAAUUUGGACACUUAAACCCCUGCACAGAAAUAGUUCUUUGGCCAUGAAAAAUGUUAUCAUGUUCUUAUUUUUGAUGGAUUCAUUUUACACUGUAACUAUUGGACGCAGUGGGCAAUACAUGCCAUAGAAAAAGGGUUAUUUGUUCUAGUUCUUUCUACUCUUUUAUCCUCUAUUUAUUUCCUUCAUGUUUGCCUUUGGAGUGCACCAUUUGUGUGUUCUCUAGGUGGAACAGUAUAUUUUAAAGGCAGGAAAUAAAAAAUAAUUUGUUGAUUCACUCUUAAAAAUACAAAAAACGUAACGUGUUAUGGAGGUCGGAAGUAAUGAUAUCGUUUAGAUUACAAAAGUUGGAUUGAUUGGGGUGUAAUUUUGAUGGAAAAAUGAAUUGGAGAUUUCCUUACUUAAUUUGCAACUUUUAGGUAGCAUGCUUCUUGUUAUUUAAGCAACUUUGGUGGGAAAUCAAUUUAAGUUUAUUUUCCUCAUUAUAUGCAUACAUUUGGAGAGUAAGGUAAUGCUGUGGACACAGAGUAAGCUUUAUUGUUGCUGCUUAAAGGACCACUAUAGGGUCAGGAACACAAACGUGUAUUCCUUACCCUAUAGUGUUAAAACCACCCCCAACCACCUUAAACUGUAAUAAAACUAACCUUAUUUCCAGCUCCAUGCAAGUCUGCCGGCGCUGGCCCCGUCCCGAUCCACCUCUUGGCUGACAGAGUUUAUGAUUACAGCCAAUCCAAGGCUUUCCCAUAGUGCUGAAAUCGACAAGGAGGCGGGCCAAUCGGGCCAAAGCCAGCUUAGCCAAUCAGUACCUCAUUGAGAUGCAUUGAAUAAUGUAUCUCUAUGAGGAAAGUUUAGCGGAGAAGCUGAACUGCACAGGAAUCGGAGUGGCCACUGGAGAUAUCCCUAGGGGGAAAUGUAAACCCUGCCUUUUGUCUGAAAAGGCUGUGUAUACAUGAAAAUGCCUGCAGGGAAUGAUUAUACUCACCAGAACAACUACAGCUUAAUGUAAUUGUUCUGGUCACUAUAGUCCCUUUAAGCUUACCCAUGACAUUCAAAUUUGGGUGUUUCACCCAUCUCAUUUGCACCUUAUUUCCAGCUCCAUGCAAGACUGCCAGUAAGCUGUACCUGAUUAUGUUGCUUGAGGGCUACCUUUUGUCUCAGUAGUGAAAAACCAUCAUGUUAAUCACACAUGAGACUGACCAUUUUUCUUUAAUGCAAAGCUUGCAAUGCUCAAGGUAUUAACCUCUAACACAUAGGACUAUUUAUAGAAAUAUUUGACGAAAUAUGAAUUUUUAAUUAUUUUUUUUUUUACUAAACAAUCCAUUUAAAUUAGUUUAUAUACAUGUUAAUAAGUUGUACGAGAUCCUGUUUAUAUUUUAAAAGGACAUUUAAUUAAAACUACUUGCAUGUUACAGGAACAUCAGUAUGAUUUCUUUUAUGGGAAGAGGCAUAUUGCACCACAAAAAUGUUUACCAGAAUUGCAAAACUGGGAGACAAACUGUUGCCUUUCUCAGCUUCUUUGUAGUUUGACUUCUGUGAUUUCACAAAGGGAUAGAUACAUUUGAACCAUACAUCCAGUGACUCCAGAAUAAACCUGACUCAAUUCAAAUUUAACACAACAGAUUGUUGUGCAAAAACACAUCUUUUUUUUUUUUUUUCCAAAGUACUUUGUUAAUAUUCUCAAUUCCAGAAUCAUAAUUUGAGUAUGCACCAUACAUGUUUGGAAUGUAUGAUGUAACUUAAAUUCAGCUAUCGAUAUAUACAUCACAGACUGGAUACCCUGGCUUUUCCUCCAUACCUCAUGUUUCAUGUGAAUAUAAACAGGUCUGUGUGCUGGUGUUUUUCCACUUAGCAGUAAGCAAAUCGGACGCUAUAGUGAUGUCAGCGUUUAGCAUGCCAGUUUACCUGUGGAAAUAUAGAAUACCUAUUAAUCUCUAUAUUAAAAUUUUAACAUCAGAUUGUUGGAGGGGGAAGGGGGGAAAAGAAACUAAGUUUUGGAACCUGUGAUGUAUAUUUUAUAAGUGUACAUUUUCAGUUUUUACUGCAGUUAAAAAAAAUAAAUAAAAAAAAAUAAAAAAAAAAUAGUGAGUCUUUGUAUGACUUUUAGAAAAAAAAUAAUCUUGUUUUGUGAUAGUGUGUCUGUCUCCUUGAAAUGAAAUUAUGAUUUUGUGCUUUUACAAUUGAAGUACUUGGUUUGUUUUGUUUAGAAACAUGGCAAGCUAACAAGCUGCACGGGAUGUAAAGCGCAAUGCAGGUGCUUCGAUAUGACCCAGUGUAUUGGAACGAAUGGGCACAUGGAACCAUAUUGUUCAACUACGUGCAUGAAUAAUCACAAGGCAAAAUAUGCAAAACCUCCAACUCAGAGUAAGUGUACAACUGCUAUUACUGGAUGUGUAUUUGAGAAGUUUUGUAAUCCAUUUAAUGAAUUGUAUUCCCAUAUGGUAACAGGACACUGCAGCAGAUAAUGGCAAAUUUUUCUUUUAAUUUUUUUUUUUUCCUGUACACCAUUGCAUAUCACUGAAAACAGUGUCUGACUGUAUUUUAUACAGUCACAGUAACCGUCUAUGUAAAGCUUCACUGUGUCCACUAUUGAGAGUUCUGUGAAAGUUUGUGUAUUUCAUUCCUUGUAACUGCCAAAUAUAUUUACCGUAGUAACUAAGUAGACCAUUGAAGUUAAAGCGUUUGUUCCAGCAGAUGCAUAUUACUUUGUUUGCAGAGUGUAAGACAACAUUGCUUGAAUUUCAGAUGUGCGAGUGUAAAUGUACUUUUGGCUAGUAUCCUAAAAAGAUAUGACUUCCUGGAUUAAUCCAAUCUGGUUACAUAAUAUCUUGGUUUAAAAAAAAGGAAAAAAAAGUGAAUUAUUUUAUAUCUUAGAAGAAAAUAGGAGACUUGAGUUUAAACAAUAAGAUUAGUAUGUGUUAAUAGAAAUAAAGUAAUUGUGUUUUUUUUUAAAUUUUUUUUUAUUUCAUGCAUCGUUAAGGCAUUGCGUUACUUUGUGGUUGUAAAAAAAAAAAUAUAGUUUUACCUUAAUGUAUAAAUACGUAAUUUCUCCCUUGCAGAUGCGGGAAUUAUUUGUCAUUUUUGUAAAAAAAACUCUUUACCUCAGUAUCAAGCCACAAUGCCUGAUGGAAAGCUGUACAACUUCUGCAGCUCUGGAUGCGUAGCAAAGUUCCAGGUGAGUGAAUGUGUUUCACAAUAUUUAUAGUUAAACAUAUAGCAUAUAAAAAACCUGAAUUUUUAUCUUUUAGUAGGAAUAUAAGAUCUGGAGAUUAGUUUCAUUGGGAACUGCAGUUAGCCUGAGUAAAUAGAUGUUUUACUGCUGUUGAUGUAGAGAUUUUUGUCAAAUUGAAGGGGAUACUAGAAGAAAAUGAACUUGCUUAUUCAACGCUGUACUUUUUUUGUAUAAAAUUAUGUGAAAUGGUGCACACAUUUAAUGUGAAACUUUUUUUUUUUUUCCUCUUCCCCUCUGUGUAGACUCUUAGCAUGCAAUCAACCACAAAUGGUCAGCAUGCCAGCAGUGACAUUCAGCUAAAAUGCAAUUACUGUAAAAAUGUGUUUUCUUCCAAGCCAGAAACGCUGGAGUGGGAGGUAAGCCAAUUGUGACAAUGUUACAUGGUUUGCAUGUUUACUAUAAUUAAAGCUUGCUAUUUAUGACAAAUUUCUAAAAAUGCAGGAAGAUGGAUUUACUUUAUAGCACCUAGAAAUUUCUGGUCUAGUGUUUGGCAAGUAAGCCACUAUUGACCAGCGUUUCCCUAGUGCUGAGCAAUUAAGUAUAUUGAUGGAAUGGUAUAUGAACCUGAUCAAUGGUGUCUUUUAAAAAUAAUAAUAAUAAUAAAAAUAUUAAAAUUCAAAACGUGUGUGUGUGUGUGUGUGUGUGUGUAUAUAUAUAUAUAUAUAUAUAUAUAUAUAUAUAUAUAUAUAUAUAUAUAUAUAUAUAUUUUUUUUUUUUUUUCUUUUCAGAAAAGUAUGGACUCCCCCUUUAUUAAAGUAUUAUAUAUAUAUCUCCCCCCUUUUAUGCGCAUCACUGUGAGGCAACGGUCUCGUUCAAAAGCUUUAACUUUUAGACCGUUGCCUCACUCUGCAGGCCUGAAAAAGUUGAUCAAUAUUUGUUAUAUUUUUUUUAUUUUUACAACUUUUUUUUAUGCUUUCCGCUCCCACUUUGGCUUUGAUCUAACUGAUUGUCCUGUCCCUAGGAAUGCUGAAAAAGUGCAUUGGGUAUGAAAGACAGAUUUACACAUGUGCAGUUGGAAGUUCUCUUCACUUUGCAACAUCUAACAGGGGAUAGGGAGACUCAUGUAGAGUAGGCUUCAGUGUUUUUUUCUUUUUUCUCUCUCUGUUUCUGUCUCGGUCUCUCUCUCUGUUUCUGUCUCGGUCUCUCUCUCUGUUUCUGUCUCGGUCUCUCUCUCUGUCUGUCUGUCUCGGUCUCUCUCUCUGUCUGUCUGUCUCGGUCUCUCUCUCUGUCUGUCUGUCUCGGUCUCUCUCUCUGUCUGUCUGUCUCGGUCUCUCUCUCUGUCUGUCUGUCUGUCUCGGUCUCUCUCUGUCUGUCUGUCUGUCUCGGUCUCUCUCUGUCUGUCUGUCUGUCUCGGUCUCUCUGUCUGUCUGUCUGUCUGUCUCGGUCUCUCUCUCUGUCUCAUCUUUCUGUCACUAGUGGACUGGUCUGAUACUGAGAUAGGUGUCUAAAAGCGGGAGGGGAUGCUGAAGAAACUUCCCUAGCUGAGAGGCGUGCCUAAUAAUGCAAUUGGACCAAGUUUAUGGUACUUAUAUAAAUCUUCCUUACAUAACUUGCAAAGUUUUUCUUGCUUAAUUUUGUUUGGUAUAUUUGUUUAAAAUGGUUUGCUUGCUGAUUUAAAAAAAAGCUGUCAAGCAUGUCUCUUUCCUUUAAAGAGUAACUGUAACUCCUGGUAUUUACGCCAUUGAGUAAAACAUUUAAAAAAAAAAAAAUCACCUCUAACUUGUGUUAACGUUAUUCCAAGAGAUGCUCAGUUUUAUUUAAAUUUGAAUUGGAUAUUUUAUCAAAUGGCAUCUAAAUCCAGUUCAGACAAUGGAAAGCCAAUCCAAACAUUGCUGAUGAAGAGAAGAAAUAGAAACUUUGUUUAAUUUCUCCUCUUCUGUGUAUGCUUUUUCUAUGGUGACUGUCAGCUAUAAGGACAUAGCUUAAAACAAUGAUUGACAGGGAGAUAAGAUGGAGGUACCCAUAUGCUGGAUAUAGAGGUGUAGAUGUCUACAUUUUAUUUUUGACACCUCAUAAAUACAGAGUUGGCAAUACAGGGCAUAACUGCCACUUUAAUUUUUGCAUUUUGUAAUUUAUGUAUAAUUAUUUUGUCUAUGCAGAAUAAAGUUAAUCAGUUCUGCAGUACCACUUGUUGUGAGGACUACAAGAAGCUGCACUGUAUUGUUACAUACUGUGAAUACUGCCAGGAGGAGAAGACUUUGCAUGAAGUCAUUAAAUUCUCUGGUGUCAAGAAACCAUUCUGUAGUGAAGGUAUGCUAAAAUUGUUUUGACUGGAUGCAAUAUGUCGUGUUUAAAACCAUGUUUGUAAAAUGUGCUUGUAUGAUUUAUUAAAGGGACUGUGUAAGCAAAUUAAGUACUACAGCUUGGUUUGACGAAUAUCUGGGGGAAUGGCAACUACACAGAACUGUAGUGGUGUUUCAAAGAGCAGAGAUUCAAAAUCCAGUCCUUCAUCACUGACCUCAAAGCUCGCCGUACUCAAUAUUUCCAGAAAAAUUCACUACCUAACUCACCUGAUUGUUUAGGAGCCUAAUAAAUGUGUGAUUCGCUGACACAUUAUCACACUUGCUUUCACCUGCAAAAAAAAUAAAUAAUGUAAUGUCUUCUUUCUCUUGCAUCAAAUAGUGGCUACUGAAGUGGCUUUUGAAGAACAAAAGUAUCUUAAAAAAAGCAGAGUAUCUGAAACUAACUUCCCUCCGUUCAAAAUUGAACUCUCUCUUAAAUCUCCAGGUCAAACUGACUCUUAAAUUGAUUAGAAAUACUUUUAUGUGUUUAGUAACCAGAGUGGCAAGAUAUUGGCUAGAGUACACGUUGACAGAAAACAUGUCCGUAAGAUCCAAUCACACACACACACUAUUCUCCCACAUCUAUUGCUUAUGCCUUUAGGAACUACUAAUCUUCCCUCUACAAUAUCCCCCCGAUGGAGGCCGCAUGGCUACCGCGGCGAUAGUUAGCCCCUGUUACAUCGCUCAAUACAAUAACGGUAAACACAAAAGGAAGCCACACUAACUUGAGACAUGUGCCAUUUUUAUGCUUUUUAAUGUUACCGAUGCCUUCAGUGAUGUCAGAAUUCGAUAAGUUUGGUCACCUUUCUAAUCAAAACUGCUUAAUGAAGCAGUUUGGUUUUAUAGAUCGUGCCCCUGUAUUUUCAUAGCUCAAUUUUCUGCCUUCAACCACAAUUGGUGGUUAUGUUCUGAGAUCAGAUUAUUCUAGAAUGCUAUCAACACAGUUUCCCAGCUGGCGGCCACUCCACUUUUUUUUGAUGAGAGAAUCUACCUGCUCUAUCUUACAAUGCUUCCAGUACGAUUGUAUCGGAGAUCUGUUCUUCCCCACUUGAUCAAUGCCGCCCUUAGUCUUAUACCCAUCUUUUGGAAGUGGUGAGAAGCACACACCAUACAAGAUUGUAUUCUUAGAGUGCAGGAAAUCCACACUUGCAGCAGCAGACAACCAUCAACUCUAUACUGCCACAUGGUUUCACUGCAUUUGGUGGCUCUUGGAUUGGUUAGUGGUGUUUGGGGGAGGGGAUGGACAGGGACACUUUUCCAGUAAUCCUGUGGCUGCUGGUAGUGGAGCUCUGCCUGGUCUUUGCCCUCCUUUGACUGAUCCCCACACUUCAUUUCCACCUGAUUGACUCUUUCACUUCAUCUAACGUUCCUUUGCAUCUUCUACCUCUACCUUCUUCCUCUUUCCUGUAUGCUCUACCCUGGCUCUCUCACAACUGCUAUAUUUAAUCAUUUGAGGGCUAAGGAGAUUGUUUUUAAGCUGUGGACAACCACCUCCUACCAUUACACACACUAAAUUUGUUUGGUUUUUUUUCUGUUACUAUGGUUAUAACAUCCCUGACACUCUAAUAAUACACACAUCGUAUAUUCGCCUGUUCCUGUUUUUGAACACUGUGAAUAUCCUGUAUCGGUACUAAUGCUUGUUAAGUGUUCUAUUUUUCUUUUUCAAUAAAAGCUGAACUAUAUAAAAAAUUAAGUCAUAAAGGGUCAUCAACAGUCCAAGAUUUAGAAAUAUUUUCAAUUCAUUUUUCAGAAAAAUGACAAAAACUAAACUGUUUUUGUGCCUUGGGAACCACUAUUUGUGUAUUUUAAAGGAGCACUAUAGGGUCAGCAACACAAACAUGUAUUCCUGACCCUAUAGUGUUAAAAUCACCAUCUAACCCCCCUGUCCUCCCUAAAUAUAGUAAAAUCUCACUUGAAAUUGAAGUCUGUAGCUGCUGGCUCUGCCCCUGUCUUCCCUGACCUGCCUUUGUCUGCUGACAUCAGAAGUGGUGGUCUGAACCAAUCACAGUGCUUCCCAAUAGGAUUGGUUGAGACUGUCAAGCAGGCAGAUCAGGGGCAGAGCCAGCACAAGUGAAACACAGCCCUGGGCAAUUAGCAUCUCCUCAAAGAGAUGAAUUUAAUCAAUGCAUCUCUAUGAGGACAGUUUGGUUUCUGCAUGCAGCGGGUGGAGACACUGAAUGGCAGUGCUGCUUACUCUGCAGCACUGAGUUAGGUAGCACAUCCGGUAGCCAUCUAAGGAGUGGCCAGUGAAGUUAUCACUAGGCUUUAAUGUAAACAUUUAAUUUUUCUGAAAAGACUGUGUUUACAGCAAAAGGCUUGAAGGGAAUGAUUCUACUAACAAGACAAAUACAAUAAACUGUAGCUCUGGUGACUAUAGUGUCACUUUAAAAAAAAAUUCCCCACACACUACUCUAUUAUUACUAGAAGCUGCUGUGUGUAUGUGGUUAACAUAAUUGAACCCUUAAUUAGUCCUGUAACUUUGUGAUAUUUCUCUACUUCUAGGUUGUAAGCUUCUAUACAAGCAAGAUUUUGCAAGGCGACUAGGACUGAAGUGUGUAACUUGCAAUUACUGCUUUCAGAUGUGUAAAAGAGGGGCAACUAAAGAAUACGAUGGCAUGGUUAGAGAUUUCUGUAGUGAAGACUGCAGCAAAAAAUUUCAGGAAUGGUACUAUAAGGUAACGUAAAAAGAAAAGAAAAAAAAUUUACCAUCUGAAAUAAGCUUUUUGUUUAUCGAAGGAAAACAUAUGCUCCAGUAAAAUAUCCGCUAUUUAUUUUAUAGAUAGUUGUAUUUUGUAAAUGAGGUAAAAAUAAUUAUGGACUAUCCAGUGCCAUAAGUGUUUAGUCUGGAAGCCCCUUUUUGUGUAAGAAUGGAGUCCUCAUUCAUAAUGUGUAGAUGAAUACAUUUUGACUAGUUUCGCACUGCAGUUAGAGCUUAAAAACUAAAGUGCAGUAAUAGUUUAUGGUCUAAUAAGGAUAGCCAUUCUAUUAUGAAAAAAGUAACGUUUAGCUGUUAAGGGUAAUCCUGAACAAGGCUGUAACUGGAUUCAAGCUCUGGUUCCUGUCUUUUUUUUAAAAAUUUUUAUUUUAUAUAGGUUACAACAUAGGAACAGUGAUACAUUAGAUCUUUGAUAUACAGUUACUAUUAAUGUUGCUUUUAUCCUUUUUUAUUUUUCGUUCAUCUUUUUAUGGGCAGGCUGCAAGGUGUGAUUGUUGUAAAACUCAAGGAACCCUUCGGGAAAAAGUACAGUGGAGAGGAACCAUAAAAAACUUUUGUGACCAGCAGUGCUUAUUGCGUUUCUAUAGCCAGCAAAAUGAGCCCAACAUGUCGACUCAGAAAGGACCUGAAAACAUGCAUUAUGGUAAUUUACGUUUUUUUUUUCACUCUUGUUUUUAUUAGCCUAAUGUGCAGAUGUGUAUAGUUAAACAGAUGCACUAAAAUGUCUUGAUAUUUUUAAAACCUCAUUAUGGUCUAUUUCAACAUUCACUCAUAGUUUGUAAAUGAUCUAUGUAUUCAUAUUGAUUCACAGCUUGCACUACACAGUAGAUCAGAUACACUUUCUUCUCAGUAUCAACAUAUUUAGUUUUUGUUCUUCCUAAUUUUGGAUAUUGAAUGAUUGUGAGGAACUAGUGUAACGCAGUGAUGUGUAAUCUCGAUUCUCACUCAUCACAAUGUAUCAAUGUAGGAGAGCAUGCCAUUUUCAUCUUUAUAAUAGUAAAAGUGAUUGAAAUCUAACACCAACAGGAAUGGUUAAUAGAUGUUUGUAUGAAAUCCUCAUGCAAGCACACAUAAGUCUAAAUGCCAUGUUGACUAACUCUUAUUUAGAAAAUGAGAAUCUUUUUGCAUUUUCUAUCUUAUGAGGUUUUCCUGACCAGGAAAUGUUAACUACUUGUCCAGAAUAGAGAACUCCCGAUUUAUGGAAUAAACCUUAGUAUUAAUUUACUGGACUUUCCCUUUCUAAGGAUGAUCACCAAUAAAACAGUUGGUUCUCAAAUAUAAUUGAGUAUUAAACCACCAGACACCCCAGAGUGAGCAAAGAUUUAUAUUACUUAAUGGCUAAAUGCUUUUUUUUGUUUCCCUUUCUUAGCCGAUCAGGGUGUUCACACUACACGAACAAGAUCUCUGGUAAGUAAAACUAAUGCAUAAAACCAGAUCUAUCUGUGGUAACUAUUUUAUGUAUGUAUUUGUUUUUCCUAUAAUAUCAUGUACUCAUUUGGUAAUCGCUUUUUAGGCUUCCUUUUGCUGUUGUCAAUACACAUCAUACCUCCUGGCUCACAUUAUGAAUAUGUUACAUAUUGCUUUCUCACUAUUGUGAUCAUGUAAUAUAGGAUUUAAGGUGAUAACUAUGUGUGGUUUCUUUUUUGAUGUACAGGGAGCUGGUCCCUCCUCUGCACCUGCAAUGUCUAAGGACAUGAAGAAUAAAGCUGUUUUGUGUAAACCAUUAUCGAUGACCAAGGCUACCUACUGCAAACCUCACAUGCAGGGAAAGAUUUGCCAGACAGGUAUACAUUCAUGACCAUUUAUUUAGAUGUAUUACCAAGAGUACAAUAAAUUGUAGGAAAGCUUUAUGCUAUAGCUCAUACCAAUGUGCCACUAGCAAAGUGACACGCCAAAUUAAAGAUUACUCCUCCUAAGUAUGUUCCAAAUGACUCCUCUAAAUCCUUAAUUACUCUAAAAAUACAAAAUCUAAACAAAAACAGGAGCAAAAAAAAAAACAGCGAACAAAAACCAAACAUGCAAUUCUCAUGGGGUAGGAUCUAUUAAAAUAGUCACAAUGUUAUAAUAGCACAAUUCCUUAUGAAAUACCAAAGAAAUGUAUUAAGAAUAACUCAAAUAUAAAAUGAAAAGAGCAUAUAAUAUCAUCCAGACAAAAUAAUCUCAACCUUUCAGACAUUGACCAUUUUCUUUAUUUUUUCCUUUUCCUUUCUUUCCCCUACGGUAAACAUGCAUGUAUUUUUUUUUUUUCUGCUUGUUUUAUUUGGGGGUAUAUGAAAGAAGAAGAAUAAGUUUGCAAAUGCUGCAGACCUGCAGUUUUUACAAUUCCUAAUUUUUACUUUACCCUAGCACAGACAAUUAGUAAGUCCUAGUGAGUAAUCUAAACACUAAAGCCUUGAGCGGACAUACGCAGGUGAUCAUGGCCUUUCCGUGACUCUCAAUCAUGUAUUCCAUAUUAAAAACUAAUAAAUUAAAAAUAAAAUAAAAAUUAAAGGCAUAAAAAUUCUUUAGUGCAAAUAUAUUCAAUUAUAAAUACUAAUGUAAAAAUAAUGUGGGUGGAAAAAUACAGAUUGAAUUGCAGUUGUGUGUUAUUCUUAAUACAUUUGGCAUUUAUGCUAAAUUACACUUUUGUAAUCAUUUCUAACCUCCCACAUUGUAUUGAUAUCUUGUGGUCAGAGAAAAACGGAAGAAUAAGACACAAUACGAACCAUGGUGUUAUGCUUAUUGAUCAAAAUGCAUUUUAAAAUUCACUCACAAAUGGCAGUUCCCUACGAAUGUUGUAUAUUUGUUUUCUUUGUUUUUUUUUUUCUUAUAAGCCCACAUUUACGAGUAUGAGGUAUUUAAAUUUUUUAACCAAAUAGCCAACUAUGGGGGGAAAACCAGAACUCCACUAUCCUUCCAGCUCGUUUGACCUAACAUUUUAAAUUCCACUGUUAAUUUCUGACAGUUUUGUUUUCUGAAUAUCUAACUUUGUUGUCAUUGCACUGCAUGCCUCCUUUAGGUGAAUAAAGUCUUUUGUUUUUUUACAACAGAUAACACAAUGGCAGUAACUUCUUCGAUGGAAGAAUUGAACACAAAGUAUGUCCCAGUGCCUAUUCCUGUACCAGUGUACUUACCGGCUCCUAUGCAGCUCUACAGUCAGAACAUUCCGACUCCCACUGCUGUUCCUAUUCCUGUAUGUAUAAUUCAGGGUUAUAAUGUGCAUCUUUGAGCAAAACGUCUCCAGCAGUGAUCUAACCUUUAGUGUACUGUAAUGUUAUUCCACGUCCACUGCUGCUUGAGAAAAAGGAAAGAUCUACUUAUCAGUAGAUAUGUUUUAUUAAUAGUUGUUUUAGUAAGGAGUUGGUCAUUCUGUACUUGUAUUUAUAUUCAUUUUUGUUGAAUUAACACAAACAUAACAAGAUCAGACAAUCUCCUUAUACUACAGCAUAGUAUGUCAUUGGUUGCUGUGGGAGAGUUAACUAAAUAUAGGAAAAACAACCUUUGCUUAAUUUUCCAUCUGCAUUCCAUAAUUCAUCUCUGCACUUUUUUUAUUUAUUUAUUUUUAAUUAAAUGUUGACAAAUGUUUGCAGAAUGAAGUCUGGCAUCUUUUGAAGGAAAACUUUUUGAGGCUAGGAAAAUGGUAAAAAUGUCUACAUAGCUAUCAAUUUUAGUAAAAGGUAUUGAAUUUGUAAUUAUCGUAUGUAAAAAAAAAAAUCUUCUAAUUAAGAAUCUUUAUUUGUCCCAGGUCCCGAUUCCAAUUUUCCUGCCAGAUUCUCUUCUCCGUAAAGUCCAAAACGGUAAACUACCUGAAGAAUUCACAGGGAUCGCAGAAUUAGUGGCUAAGAGCACCUUAUGUGCAGAAGAAUCAAUGGAGACACUUCCUUUAGCUACAGAAGAAACAUUGGAAAAGGAUCAAUCUGCUCCCGAAGAAAUAUUAGAGGAGAAUUCCCUUCCCUCAGAGGAUAUGUUGGCGGAGGAUUCCCUUCCCUCAGAGGAUAUGUUGGCGGAGGAUUCCCUUCCCUCAGAGGAUGUGUUGGCGGGGGUUCCUCUUCCCUCAGAGGAUGUGUUGGCGGAGGAUCCCCUUCCCUCAGAGGAUGUGUUGGCAGAGAAUCCUCUUCCCUCAGAGGAUGUGUUGGCAGAGAAUCCUCUUCCCUCAGAGGAUGUGUUGGCAGAGAAUCCCCUUCCCUCAAUGGAUGUGUUGGCGGAGAGUCCCCUUCCCUCAGAGGAUGUGUUGGCGGAGAAUCCCCUUCCCUCGGAGGAUGUGUUGGCGGAGAAUCCCCUUCCCUCGGAGGAUGUGUUGGCGGAGAAUCCGCUUCCCUCGGAGGAUGUGUUGGCGGAGAAUCCGCUUCCCUCGGAGGAUGUGUUGGCGGAGAAUCCGCUUCCCUCGGAGGAUGUGUUGGCGGAGAAUCCGCUUCCCUCGGAGGAUGUGUUGGCGGAGAAUCCGCUUCCCUCGGAGGAUGUGUUGGCGGAGAAUCCGCUUCCCUCGGAGGAUGUGUUGGCGGAGAAUCCGCUUCCCUCGGAGGAUGUGUUGGCGGAGAAUCCGCUUCCCUCGGAGGAUGUGUUGGCGGAGAAUCCGCUUCCCUCGGAGGAUGUGUUGGCGGAGAAUCCGCUUCCCUCGGAGGAUGUGUUGGCGGAGAAUCCGCUUCCCUCGGAGGAUGUGUUGGCGGAGAAUCCGCUUCCCUCGGAGGAUGUGUUGGCGGAGAAUCCCUUUCCCUCGGAGGAUGUGUUGGAGGAGAAUCCCUUUCCCUCAGAGGAUGUGUUGGCGGAGAAUCCCCUUCCCUCAGAGGAUGUGUUGGAGGAGAAUCCCUUUCCCUCAGUGGAUGUGUUGGAGGAGAAUCCCCUUCCCUCAGAGGAUGUGUUGGAGGAGAAUCCCCUUCCCUCAGAGGAUGUGUUGAAGAUCCCUCUGUCUCCAGAGGAAAUAUUAGAUAAAAGUCCACUUCCUAUAGAUCUAGCACAUGAAGAGAGCCCCUUUCAUACAGUAGUGGUAUUGGAGAAGAGUCCCCUACCCAGAGAUGAAAUAAUGGAGAAAAGCCCCCUUCCUUCAGAGCACAUAUUGGUAGAAGGUCUCCUAUCUACAGAUGAAAUGCUAGAGAAAAGUCCAAUUCCUACAGAAGAAUUUUUAGAAAAGAGUGAUCUAGAUGAGGAAAGUGUUAAGAGUCCCUUAGCGCUCAGUGACAUAGACGAGUUGACUGUGAUCGAAGUAGAUCCUGAAGAUAAAGACAUCUGUGAAAAUAUUACCAGUAAGUGUGAUUAAGUAAUUCAAGCUGAAAGCGUGUUCUUUUUAGCUUAAUAUUUACUGAUUAUUUUUAAUUGCAGUUGAAGCAGUUUCACAGAUAUUGGACGUUGUCCCUUUUAAAAGCUGCCUUACAGAAGAGCAACUAGUGUUGCCAGAUGUACCUUAUGAUCCAGAGCUUGAUAUUGAAGUAGAUUUUCCAAGAGGUGUGUAUUUAUUUUAAUUUUUUUCCCAUGUGUUGGCAAAGUUAAUUGCUGGGAAAAUGUGCUUUGAGGUACAUCCAGCAGUGGGCAUCAGUUAAUAAUUGUACCUUUCUUAUCUUUGUGGAGUCUCACUACCUUAUGGUGGAUUUCAAUUCUAAAUGUUUGUGCUUGUUUCGAUCCUGUGCAGCUGCAGAAGAGCUUGAUACAGAAAAUGAAUUUCUGCUACCUCCUGUGUUUGGGGAAGAAUAUGAAGAUCAACCUAGACCUCGACCCUUUAAAAAGGUAUUUAUGUGAAAUGGUUCUUCUGGCUUAUGUACAGUGUUGUAAAGUACCCAUUCUAUCUGAAGCCUUAAAGAUAAGGAGCCUCACCUUUUAUGAUUUUACUAAACUUUUAUCUUGUCUAUUUUACAUCCUGUUAGUGUCCCCAAUAGGCAGGACUGAUCAUUUUUGCAUCAGUUUCUCCUUUUUUUUUUUUUAUAUUCUUUAUUUUUGUAAUGGCAGAUCGCACAGCAAAUUAAUAGUGUGUGGCUUGUGCAAAAGCCAUAUCAUAGUACAUACAUCGACAAUGUAGUACAGAGAGAAAAAAAGUUGCUGUUUUGUUAAGGCAUUUCUUCAUGUUGUGGUGAUCAACGUGGUCGCGAUCCGCCAGAGUUUAGUUUUUUUUAAUAGUUAUAGGUAAAAAAAUAAUAACAGAAAACAAAUAACUAUAGAAUUUAUUGUAUGUAACAUAAUAUGUAGUAGUGUUUGUCAAUGACAUUGGUAGUGUAUUGUUGUCAUCGGAUGUGUUAUGCAUGUGAGAUGUGAUCAGCAUCCGCUUGCAUUGGGUAGGUAAAGACCCAUGUAUAACAAUGAAAGUAAUAACCAUAUAAUCAGUGCUGCAUGUCACAAUGCCUUGUAAUACUGCAUGUCAUGAGUAUUUAACUACUUUACAACAUUUAAUACAUUUGCUCUAGAUAUGUAUUUCUAAUAGUAGUUUGCUCUUUAUUAUCCACAUUGCUUUGAUUGUUCUUCAACCAAUGGAUCUAUAUAUGUUGGUUUUUCCCUUUUCUCUUUCUCCCUCCUUGCCCUCCCUUCAGACUUUUUUGAAGUCAAUAACUACCAAAGAAAACAAAGUUACCUGCACUCUCUCCUUAAUCCCUAUGUAUAUUUAGACAAAUCGAGGACAUUUAGUUACUCCAAUGGCCAUUGGAGGGAAUGCCCGCCAACGUCAAGGCAGACCCCCUAAGCAGGUCCUACGCUGACCCUUCACCUUGCUUCCUUGAGCUUCUGGCAAAGAUAUCUCUGAGACACAGAGGGGUAUUUUUUAUAUACACCCCUAUAUACUUAUUAACCCUUAAUAGGGAAUACAUGGGAUGGGCGGCUGCAUUGUAACAAAGCUGUGUGAUACAAAAGUGAAUACAAAUACAAAAAGAUAAGUCCUGCGCGCACUCCCAUCACUCCUGGGCGGCAGCAAUUACUACAGUACACAUCGUGAACGUUGGCAGGCGGGCAUUCCCUCCAAUGGCCAUUGGAGUAACUAAAUGACCUCCAUUUGUCUAAAUAUACAUAGGGAUUAAGGAGAGAGCGCAGGUAACUUUGUUUUCUUUAGUUUUUAACUAUAUAUUGGGGCUGAUGUGUACUGUAGUCAUUGCUCCCGCCCAGGAGUGAUGGGCGUGAGCGCAGUACUUAUCUUUUUGUAUUUGUAUUUACAAUUACUGUCCACUAAACAUCCCUGUUCAUGCUUUUAAAAAAUAUUAUUUCUAAUGCAUUUUAGUAUAAUAUAUAAAAAAUAUUAUUUUAAUUUUUAAUUUUUUGAUUGUACUUUCCCUUUGCUUUUUAGGGUGCAAAGAGAAAGGCUCUUCUGGAUUGCCAAUCCCUUGAUGAUAGCCCUGAGAAUACAGACUCAGUUUUUCCUUUUAAAUAUUCUUAUGGUCUGAAUGCUUGGAAGCACUGGGCCAGAACACAUGCCAGUAACAGCGAUGAGAUGCUAGAGUUGGAAGAACCAAGCUGCAGUAAGCAUAUUCUCAUUUUCUUUAUAGCUUUAUGAUUAUAAUAUACUUUGAAUAUUGAGUUUUUAUAUAUUUAUUUACUUCUAAAGCUAAAUCUGUGAAGUUAAAAGAUCUUCUACAACACACUCCACGUGAACUCAGCUGUUUGCUGGCUUGUUUUGUCAACGAGGUCCGAAGACCAAAUGGAGAAAUCUAUGCACCGGACAGCAUUUAUUAUAUGUGUCUUGGAAUUCAGGAGGUUAGUGCUGCAGGCUAUUUCAGACAAAUGAAAGAACCAUGAAAUCUUUUAGAACAAUUGUCUAUUAAUGCUCCCUCCCCCUCCCCUCCCUCCCCAUGUGACCAUGGUAAUUUUUUUUAUUGUUACUGACCCAUUCUACUCUUGCUUGUCAGAAAUUAUUAUUAAUUUAUCUUAUGACCUACAGACGUAGCCAUCUUUUCAAACCAUUAUCAUGAUUUCAUGGUACAAACACAAAUCAAACUGGUUAAGGAUAGCUUUUUUUUUAUUUACAUUUUUUUUCUUUCUUUGCUGUAUACUUAUUAUAUUGUGAAACAUUUCUCUGACAACUGCAUAUAUUAUGUCUUAUAUUGUUGUUCUUUUUAGUUCUUGUCUUGCUGGAGAAAGGACAAUAUAUUUGUAGAUUCAGACUACCAGGAAUUUGGACAGGAAUUCAGUAAAAUCUUAAGAAGUUGGCAGCCUAGUAUUCUUCCUGAUGGUAAGAUAUUUUAUUUGAAGAUCUUCUGACCUCUACAUUUUUAGGAGCUUAUAAAAAUGCAACCUGACUUUUGUGGAAACAAAAUGCACAUACUUUUAUAUUCUAAAUGUCCUAAAUGCAGAAUAACCACCCUCACAUGUUCUAGUUUCUCAACUGUCCUAGAGAAUAAUUUCUUAUAUUUAUCUCCUCAUCAUUGUUUAUAAUGUAUUGCCAAAGUAGGUCUGCUCAGGCACCAAACAGUAGGCUUUCAGCAAUUUCUCAAGUGAUCUUUGGGUGGCAGAAGUGGGUCUCUCCUACUACAAUACUGAAUGAUGAUAAAGAUAUUAUAUUAUGAAAGCUUGUGACGCUGCAGGGGUGGAUAGGUUAUAUUAACCAUGCCAAAUGCAUUUUAAAAUCAGAUGUGACUGUAAAUAAUGCAUUGCUGUAAAUGAUCUAUUGUGAAGAGAACAAAUUAGCGAUGAGUUUCUGCCAUUUAUUUAAGUUUUUUGUUUGUUUUGUUUUUUAACCUAUUACAUGUCAUGCUUUGCGCAUGGGGCACAACAUGCAAGUCAACCCCUGCAGCGCCAUGCACAAGGCCGCGUACAUCAGUACUGAAAAAAAAAUCACACAAACAUCUUCGUGCAAAUAUGGUAUUUCUAUGUAGGUACCUGAGAAUAUCUGAGGCAUUAGUCACCUACAACGUGGAAUUUCAUGGGAGACAAGUGUUGGUUUUUUUUGUACUUCUCUUCAGUGCUGUAUUCACCACAGUAAAUGCUGCAAUAAUGUUUUUGGGCAUGAGGGAACUGUUAAGUUAUGGUUUUGCUUUAAAUGAACACUACCUUUAAAAAUAACUAUGUAGUUCUUAGGCCCCACUUAAAGGGGUCUUAUCGGCACCCAGACCACUUCAUCUCAUUGAAGUGGUCUGGGUGCAAUGUCCCUGUCUCCCUAACCAUGAGAAGCGAUCAAUCGGACAGCCACUAGAGGCACGUCCCGUUUCCUAGGCAACGGUUGGUGACCUAACUGACGCUGGAUGUAAUCAACCUCUGCAUGGGGACAUCCAGCAUCUUUAAAGUCCCCAUAGGAAACAACCUGCACAAACGUAUUAUAUACAAUGUGUUUCGCCGUGUUUGCCUCCUGUAUCAUGGUUGCCGUAAACUUAAGUACCCAGCGGCUACCAAGCGUCAGACCUGAUCUAGCUUGUUUAUUUACUUAUUUUAUUUAAUAAUCUUCAUGUCUGAUGUUUCUUAUUUUUGAAACUCCUGCCUUGUCUCUCAUGUAGACAUGUAUGUUAAAGCAUUCACUAUACUGCAAUAAUCUAUUGCAACGUAACCCCAAUUCACACACAUACUAAACUACAUACCAGUAACUCUUCAUUUAUGUUAAGCCUGUUUUUAUUGAGCUUGAUUAUAUUUAAAUGUGCUAAUGCUAAGCCUGUAUGAAACUAUAUGUAUGCUGUUGUGGCGUUUGACAAUGGCAUGUACCUACCUGCAGCACAAAAAAAAAAAAAUCCCCAUAGGAAAGCAUUGCAACACUGCUUUCCUAUGGGAAGGGCCUAAUGCGCUUGUAGCGUUCACCCAGUUGGGUGACGACGGAGGAGGCAGAGUGCCGAGGGACAAUGGCACUGAAAUCUGGUAAGUACAGUCAGGUUUUUUUUUUUUUUUUUUUAACUCUCACACUGCCUUUAAAGGGUCGGAGCCGAGGGAGCUAUAGUGCUAGGAAUAAAACCUUUUAAUGAAGUUAUGUUUGAGCAUUUUACUUGCCUUAUAUCCACUGCCACUCCUCCCCCUAGGUAAACAUUGGGAAGAUUCUAAAUUCAGUGUAUCUCUAUGGCGUGCGUUCAGCACAAAACAUUAGUCCUGCAAUCUUUGAGUGGUAUUAUACAGCAAUCUAAACACUGCCUUUUCUCAGAAUAGACCGCAUUUACACUGCGAGACUGCAAGGACAGUCUAUUUGCCCCAGAAACAUUAAGCUGCUGUGGUUUUGGUGCCUAUAGUGUCAUUUCUAGCAUGGUGGUCACGAUACAGUUUUGAAUUGAACAAAUACCAUUGACUCAUGCAGUUGUAGUACUAGUCACUGUACCGUUAGAAUUUGGAAAUAUUGAUAUGUCUUGCUUAUUUUUUUUAAAUAAAUGAUUUAGCACACAAAACAUCUGUGGGGUUAUAAAUUUUCUGACUCUGUUGUAGUGGCAACUGGUAUAGUUAAAUGAGUUUUUUUUAUUUGUCUUCCUAAUAAUUGUAUUGUGUCAUUUAUGCUCAUUUGAUUGGUAACAAUGUGUUUAUGGUCUUUUAGGGUCCAUAUUCUCACGGGUUGAGGAAGAUUAUAUGUGGCAAGUAAAUCAACUGGGAACUCAGUCACCCAUGUCCCUCAUUUUUACCCUGUUUUAUUUCAAUACAAAGUAUUUCAACCUGAAGACUGUAGAACAGCAUUUGAGACUUUCAUUUGGUUCUGUUUUGAGACAUUUGAAAAAUAACCCUCUAACUAAAGAAAACAAAGCUUGCCUUCAAUACCAAGUUUCAUCGCUCUGUGAGAAUGACAGCACAGGUAUGUUUGUUUCUACUCAUUUGCUGCCAGUCACUGUCUUUUUUGGGACUUUUGAUUUUCCUUGACCCAUAAUACAACAUUAUAUUUUGUGCCUUAAAGAUAAAAUUGCCUCCUGUAAAAGAAAACACGAGGAUGAUGAGCCAGUAUUUGAACAGAUUGAAAACACAGCUGAUCCAUCACGAUGCCCUGUGAAAAUAUUUGAGUACUAUUUAUCCAAAAGGUAACAAUAAGAAGCAAAUUAUUUUACAAAUACUAGUUUAAUUUUUUUUAUUGGGAUGGUGGUGGUGUGUUUUUUUUUUUUUUUAAAAAAGGGGUCCCAGAGGCAUCUGGAUUCUCUCGAUUGAUAUACUUGCUCAGAAUGUUCAAGGGUUGGCACAACCAACACAGUGCUCCUAGCCUGCUAUUUCCUUUUAAGUUAGAAAAACAUUGAUUGCAGGGAAAAUGUGAAUGGGAGUGAGUUGUUCUCAUUAAUUUCAAGAAAAUGGAAAUAGGAAUUUAUAAAAGAUAUGUCAGUCUCUCAAACUUGAAAUGUAUGCAUUCAGUGAGCCAAGCAAUUUGAGAAUUAUACAACAAAAUAGGGACUUUCACAAGGUAAGUGCGUAGGUGAAAAAAGUGCAUGUACUAGAUGGCACUUUCACCACUUCACAAGAUAAAGUGAUUUAGUGGAAAAAGGUGCAUAUAAUUUGAUACCCAACUUCCCUUAUAGCAAUGGAGUAUCCCGAAGAUCUCCUCAAAUCUUCAGUCAAUUCAAAUACAAUAGGAACAGUACAACAUUGGCCACACACUUUGGAGCCAAAUAUAGAGCCUUCACAUAAUAAGUUGGUGAAUUAUGACACCCUUUUAGAUACAUUUUAUUUUAGUGUAUUGGAAAUUGUGCUUUGCUAAAUAUUUUCUUAUGUAAAGUGCUGUCUUAUUUCUUCAGUGAAUGUGUGGCAAGCUUAUACAUCAUGUUGAGACUCUGACAUGGAAUCAAUAACAUUUUAUUUUCUUCUCGAAGUCCUCAGAAUCUCAAGCAAAGAAUGGAUCUUUUCUAUCUGAAACCAGAAAGCUCUGCUUCAACUGAAUCUCUUGUGUGGUACACCUCCUCUUCAUUGGAUCGCAACACCAUGGAAAACAUGCUUAUACGGGUUCUACUGAUAAAGGAUAUUUAUGAAAAAAAUUGUUAUGAACUGGAUGAAGAUACAGACUGAACUUUGCAGAUGGUUUAGCAGUCACAAAAAUGGAAACAGCAUUAGAUAGUCAAGCUGCUAGAACUAAUUACAGAAAUUUCCGAGUAACAAAAUUUCAUGUUUACUCCCCAUGUAUUUUAUGAGUUUUGUAGCAGAGUACCCAGUUUGGGUAUUGCAAUGUAAAUAUGUGUGUGACAUUUGCCAUUUUCCUUGUAGUGAAUUUUAGGAUACAAAACACACACGCACACAACUCAUUUUUUUAUUAUUUAUUUGAUUAGGUAUGUUUGUAACUUUUUACAUUACAAAAAUCUGAAUGAGAAUGUGCCAUGUGUAUUUUCCCAUAUUGUAGAAAUCAUUCUUCAUAUUGCACAAUUCUACUGUUGCAGAGCUUCCUUUUAAUGAAGCUUUUACCAGGUUCUUAAUUCAGAUUUGUGUCUGGGUAGCACUACCGAUAUUUAGAAGUAUGCUGUGUCUGAGGGUUUUUUGUUUUGUUUUUUUAUUAUUACAUCUGAACUAAUAGCGUUUGUUUUGGAAUAAAAAAACAAAAACAAUCUCUAUUAGUUUGAGAAAUAUUCCAUCUUCUGUACCAAAAAUUAGGCAAUUGAAAAAAAAAAUGCUGGUUAAUAUUUGUGUACUGUAACGUGAAGCUAUUCUUGUGAGAAUAUUUUUUUUUUCUCUCCCUUCCUUAUUCCCGCUACCCCAUUUUAAUUUACCCACUUUGAUUAAACCGUUACCAUGUCUUUCCUAAUUUGUGAUUCUUAUGCCCAACAAAUAAAACCUGUAUAUUUGUGUCAAUAGCAUAUAAGACAAAUAUUUUCUGCAUACCUAAACUACUGAUGCCCUUUUUUUUUUUUUUUUUUGCUUUUCGUUCUCCCAAGAUGGGUAAUAACUUUACCUACAUUUUGUUUGAUUUAAAUGAGUCGAUUAUAUUCCACCUAACUGCUUUUAAUGUUGAAAGUGCCCCUUGUACAAAUUCAAACUGUUUUACUGUUUGAUUGCCAAACGUUAAGGAAAUAUAUUUUCUCCUAUAAGAGAAGAGCAUGUUGUGUAAAGUGUUCUGAUUUUUGCAGACUCCUUGAUUCAAUUUUCCUUUGCACUGUUAGUUUGUGCUGUACUUCGCAGCAACAGCAUACUCAGGAAGUACUAGGAAAUAGAAUUAUUUUUUGUGCUUAUAAAUUCAGUCUCCCACCAAGUAGUAAUAGCUUAACAGUUUUAGUUCUGUUUGUCAUGAAAUCUCUUGCCAGCUGUUUAUGUACAGCCAGCAGCAAAUUACUUAUUGCUCAUUUCUAGGAUAUUUUGAAAAAUGUAGCUCAGUACCUGGCAAGGUCCGUGUUGGUUAUACCUGCAAUACUCAAACUUGCUCUAAAAUAUAGGAGAAACAUUCACAUUUGUACUAGCUUUUCUUUACAGUAAGAUUAUGAAGUAUUUUACACAGCAUACUUACUCAUACUUACAGAUUGUUUCAUUUUCUGCUCUUUCAGUGCCUCUUUGGAAGUGUUGAUUGUCUAAUCACUGAUUUACAAUCAGGCAAAAACAAGCAAUCUGAAUCAGCACAUGUUUAGAUUCCUGCCUUAACACUUGCAGUGCUAGAUACCAUACAUCUAUUCAGUUACAGAUAAAUAAGACUUUUAUGCAUUUGCUCUGUGAAGUAUUUUGUAAACUGUAGCUGUGUUAGAGAGGUUAUUAGCAUGUUUCUUUAAUGGUAGAAAUCCAGUUCUUACAUUAAACAAAGCUUAAUAUAACCUUUUUGUUUCUUUUGCCAUAUUUUAAAAUUGGGUACAUGGCCAUUUACCCCCAAGCGACGUGACAAGUAAUUGCAAGGCACAGAGCUGCAUCUCAAUUCAUCACAAUAUUUUCAUUUUUGGCAAGAUGGGCUUCUCAAGCUUGUACAUAUUGCCCUCCAUGCCCCAUGCGUUUGGGUUACUAUGAAUCUAAUGUAAGUUGUGACUUGUCAGUCUCAUUUCCUUUAAUCAUUUUAAACCUUUAUGAUUACAACUAUGCAAAAGCAAUAAAGUUCUGCUUCAAUGUA
Messenger RNA from Pelobates cultripes (western spadefoot toad), 51270 nucleotides. NCBI's taxonomy places the organism in Eukaryota, Metazoa, Chordata, Amphibia, Anura, Pelobatidae. The record is from the annotation of a GenBank genome assembly.